Messenger RNA from Coregonus sp. 'balchen', 62856 nucleotides. The record is from the annotation of a GenBank genome assembly. Lineage: Eukaryota; Metazoa; Chordata; Actinopteri; Salmoniformes; Salmonidae.
AUGUCAAUGCAGCCGGUUUACAGAACCUACUCCACUGAUAGUGUGGGAAGUGACAGGGUCUUCACUGAGGAGGGAUACUACUACCAGGGGAUGCUCAAGGCCACCGAUGGAAGGAAAGGUAGAAUUAUCAUAGUGUCUUAUGGUUUUGGCUAGUCUAGUUGGAGUUUUAAUUGUUCUCAAAAAGAGAGACAGAUCUUUGCUUGGUUUAAUCUGGUAGAAAUACUUCACUUUUAUUGAACUUUUAUUUGAUUGAGUAACUGAUGUUUUUUUCCCUAGUUAUGAUUUCCUCUAAAAUCAUGGGACUCAUGUAUCUGUGUUGAAAUAUUUAGCUUUCGCUUGUUAGUUUGUAUUGCAAACGAUUACCUGCGAUUACCCAACUGUCGGUGGAUAUGACAGUUUAUGUCUAUGUAAUUAUGAACCACUAGGCCAAGUUAGUUUAUGUUUCAUGUAAGUAAAAUAUACAAACGGAGACAUUGUCCAUUACUGUCACAGCACUGCCAUGUUAUGGCUAUCAAAGGGCCACACCCCUUCAUGUGUCACUGGUUUUGUCCAGCCUUAUUGUUUUAUUAAAGUAUCACUCAAGUUUACUUUAGCAGAUUACUUUAGGACAGCCAAUUAAAACAUACGGUUGUGGACCAUAACUAAAUACAUGUUUGCUGAGAGAAUAGACCAAUAAAAAUAGUCUUGCUGUUUUUGAGAGCACUAUAUAUUACUAUGGCAGUAGACUGAAGGUUUUUGUAGGAGAUCGGAUACCUUCCCAAUUAAUCUCUAACCUCUGUCUCAGUAUCUCAGACUAUGAAAGGCUAACCCUUAACUCUAACCCUUGUUUCAGUAUCUCAGACUAUGAAAGGCUAUAGCCAUGGCUCGGAGGAAAGUGUUCCAGACUGUAAAUGAGCUUUACAACCAAAAACACACAAUCAGGAUAAAUGGAUUUCAAUUCCCAUUAUGAUGUUUUGAACUGCAACGUCUUUGGGCUUGGAAUGUUAAGUGUUUUUUUUUUUCAGUUACACCUUGACCUUUGCUUCUGUAGAUCAUAGUCAGUGUCACGGCAGGGGGACUCUUAGGAUGUAUCGCAAAUGACACCCUAUUCCCUGUAUAGUGCACUACUUUUGACCAGAGUCCUAUGGGUCCUGGUCAAAAGUAGUGCACUAUAUAGGAAAUAGAGUGCCAUUUGGAUGUAGCCUUACUGUUAAAAACAUAUCUGAGGGGGAUUUGACUUGGCUGCCAUGGGGAUGCUGCGUUGGCACGACAGGAAAUGUUUUGUGUGGCGCCUCACGUUGCCACUUCUGUGUUGGUGUAGUUUUUCCAAGCCACCAUGCAUGUGUGAUUCACAGGCAGUACCAGUAAAGGGAUUUGGCAUUGGUGGGGCACAUCCUCUCCUCUUUUGCCCUGCCCUAUGACUCCCCAGGCGCUGACAUUGUUCUAUUCUUUCUCAUUGUCACAUGAGAUCUGCUUUGAUCUAAGAGCUUAUCCUGAGGAUGAAGUCAAACUCUGUUUCUCAAGUCACAGAUGGCUUAUGAAGGAAUAAUAGCUUAAAUUCCCAUGCUAGGCUGUGCUUUGAUACAAUUGAGUUGUAGUCAAUGUUUACUUUCUCAAGCCGUCUCUAUAUUUCAAGCAUAGAUAAGAACAUAUAGCCGGCUACUGUAUUACGUUAAUGCUGUGUUAAACUACUGUACAGAAUGAGACUGAAUAGGGAAGUGAGAGUUAGGUUGCCUUGGCAUUGGACUUGCCAGGCUUGGAUCAGGUGCCUUGUUAGGCUGUGUGGAAAACAUUGUACUACUCACGCCUGCUGCUGGUAGAUGUGGUGGGAUAGCAGGACAGUUUUCACUCUUCCCCAUAAUCAGACAUGUGUUGACAGUCCCCUAGAGUUAAUAAUCACACGGUGGAAUCAAAAACAGACCUGAGAACAGUAUUACAAGGUGGAACAUGUUUACUUAGGGAGGAUGCUCUUCCCCAGUUGAGCAACAAAUAGUAACACUGUAAGGUACUCCAUCUCACCCCUCAUAUGUUGCCAAGGCAUUGUAAGGACUGUCCAAUGAAACUUUGAGAGUAUAUAUUUUGUAUUUGUUUGUUCUACAUUAUUGUCCUCUCUGAUCCAGUACUUGGGACAAAUGUGUUAUGGAUGUGAGCAUACCACCCCACUUAACUGUAUGAACUAUCACACUUUUUGUGAUCCCCAUAGACAUUACCUCAAAGACUACAGAAUUCUAUAUCUGUAUAACUCUUGGUCUCUUAGUUGAAGUUGAGUGUCUGCAUGCUGUUGAUAUUGACCAUCACUUUCUCUCUCUCCCAUAGAUGAACGGGACCGGGUACAGAAAAAGACCUUCACGAAAUGGGUCAACAAGCACUUGAUGAAGGUAAGAUGAGGACAUAUAACACCUCACUCUUGAGCUCAUCCCUCAUCUACUCUAAACUUUACAAUAACCAAAGCUGUAAUGGGGUGUUCCCAAAAAACAUGCACAACUAGAUUCAGCUCAUUGCAAUUCAAUGUGAUCAUCUCAUCCAUGUAUUUUAUAGGGGUCCAUAAUUCAUUCAGCAAUUUUAGAGGAAAGCAGCUGCAAGGGAGUUAAAACAUUGCAGUGCACAUACAGUUGAAGUUGGAAGUUUACAUACACCUUAGCCAAAUACAUUUAAACUCAGUUUUUCACAAUUCCUGACAUUUAAUCAUAGUAAAAAUUCCCUGUCUUAGGUCAGUUAGGAUCACAACUUUAACUAUUUUAAGAAUGUGAAAUGUCAAAAUAAUAGUAGAGAGAAUUAUUUAUUUCAGCUUUUAUUUAUUUCAUCACAUUCCCAGUGGGUCAGAAGUUUACAUACACUCCAUUAGUGUUUGGUAGUAUUGCCUUUAAAUUGUUUAACUUUGGUCAAAUGUUUUGGGUAUCCUUCCACAAGCUUCCCACAAUAAGUUGGGUGAAUUUUGGCCCAUUCCUCCUGACAGAGCUGGUGUAACUGAGUCAGGUUUGAAGGCCUCCUUGCUCGCACACGCUUUUUCAUUUCUGCCCACAAAUGUUCCAUAGGAUUGAGGUUAGGGCUUUGUGAUGGCCACUCCAAUACCUUGACUUUGUUGUCCUUAAGCCAUUUUGCCACAACUUUGGAAGUAUGCUUGGGGUCAUUGUCCAUUUGGAAGACCCAUUUGCGACCAAGCUUGAACUUCCUGACUGAUGUCUUGAGAUGUUGCUUCAAUAUAUCCAUAUAAUUUUCCUUCCUCAUGAUGCCAUCUAUUUUGUGAAGUGCACCAGUCCCUCCUGCAGCAAAGCACCCCCACAGCAUGAUGCUGCCACCCCCGUGCUUCAUGGUUGGGAUGGUGUUCUUCGGCUUGCAAGAUCCCCCUUUUUCCUCCAAACAUAACGGUGGUCAUUAUGGCCAAACAGUUCUAUUUUUGUUUCAUCAGACCAGAGGACAUUUCUCCAAAAAGUACGAUCUUUGUCCCCCAUGUGCAGUUGCAAACCGUAGUCUGGCUUUUUUAUGGCGGUUUUGGAGCAGUGGCUUCUUCCUUGCUGAGCGGCCUUUCAGGUUAUGUCGAUAUAGAACUAGUUUUUACUGUGGAUAUAGAUACUUUUGUACCUGUUUCCUCCAGCAUCUUCACAAGGUCCUUUGCUGUUUUUUGUUGUUGUUUUAUUUUUACUUUUUUGUUUAAAAUAAAUGCACUGUUGGUUAAGGGCUGUAAGUAAGCAUUUCACUGUAAUGUCUGCACCUGUUGUAUUCGGCGCAUGUGGCCAAUAAGAUUUGAUUUGAUUUGAUUUGUUCUGGGAUUUAUUUGCACUUUUCGCACCAAAGUACGUUCAUCUCUAGGAGACAGAACGUGUCUCCUUCCUGAGCGGUAUGACGGCUGCGUGGUCCCAUGGUGUUUAUACUUGCAUACUAUUGUUUGUACAGAUGAACGUGAUACCUUCAGGCGUUUGGAAAUUGCUCCCAAGGAUGAACCAGACUUGUGGAGGUCUACCAUUUUUUUUCUGAGGUCUUGGCUGAUUUUUUUUCAUUUUCCCAUGAUGUCAAGCUAGGCCUUGAAAUACAUCCACAGGUACACCUCCAAUUGACUCAAAUCAUGUCAAUUAGCCUAUCAGAAGCUUCUAAAGCCAUGACAUCAUUUUCUGGAAUUUUCCAAGCUGUUUAAAAGCACAGUCAACUUCUGACCUACUGGAAUUGUGAUACAGUGAAUUAUAAGUGAAAUAAUCUGUCUGUAAACAAUUGUUGGAAAAAUUACUUGUGUCAUGCACACAGUAGAGGUCCUAACCGACUUGCCAAAACUAUAGUUUGUUAACAAGAAAUGUGUGGAGUGGUUGAAAAACGAGUUUUAAUUACUCCGACCUAAGUGUAUGUAAACUUCCGACUUCAACUGUACAUAUCUAUGUGAUACACAGGACAACAUACCAGCUUAGAGUCUCAUUGAAGAAAUCACUUGUAACUAAGCCAUUAUCUGUGCUCUGUGGCUCUGAUUUGGAUAGAUACAUUACAUUCUCAACUGGAAUGGGAUAUACUGCUAAAAUAUUAAAGAAGGUUUACUCAUUACAUGGUAAAGAUAGUGUGUGCAUCCCAAAUGGCACCCUAUUCCCUAUACAGUGCAUUCAGAAAGUAUUCAGACCCCUUGACUUUUUCCACAUUUUGUUACGUUACAGCCUUAUUCUAAAAUGUAUUAAAUAGUUUUUUUCCCUCAUCAAUCUACACACAAUACCCCAUAUUGACAAAGCAAAAGCAGAUUUGUAUUAUUUUUUUGCUACUAAUAAAAAGAAAAAAUGGAUAACACAUUUACAUAAGUAUUCAGACCCUUUACUCAGUACUUUGUUGAAACACCUUUGGGAGCGAUUGCAGCCUCAUGUCUUCUUGGGUAUGACGCUACAAGCUUGGCAUACAGUGGGGAAAAAAAGUAUUUAGUCAGCCACCAAUUGUGCAAGUUCUCCCACUUAAAAAGAUGAGAGAGGCCUGUAAUUUUCAUCAUAGGUACACGUCAACUAUGACAGACAAAAUGAGUCCAGGAAAUCACAUUGUAGGAUUUUUUAUGAAUUUAUUUGCAAAUGAUGGUGGAAAAUAAGUAUUUGGUCAAUAACAAAAGUUUCUCAAUACUUUGUUAUAUACCCUUUGUUGGCAAUGACACAGGUCAAAUGUUUUCUGUAAGUCUUCACAAAGUUUUCACACACUGUUGCUGGUAUUUUGGCCCAUUCCUCCAUGCAGAUCUCCUCUAGAGCAGUGAUGUUUUGGGACUGUCGCUGGGCAACACGGACUUUCAACUCCCUCCAAAGAUUUUCUAUGGGGUUGAGAUCUUGAGACUGGCUAGGCCACUCCAGGACCUUGAAAUGCUUCUUACGAAGCCACUCCUUCGUUGCCCGGGCAUUGUGUUUGGAAUCAUUGUCAUGCUGAAAGACCCAGCCACGUUUCAUCUUCAAUGCCCUUGCUGAUGGAAGGAGGUUUUCACUCAAAAUCUCACGAUACAUGGCCCCAUUCAUUCUUUCCUUUACACGGAUCAGUCGUCCUGGUCCCUUUGCAGAAAAACAGUCCCAAAGCAUGAUGUUUCCACCUCCAUGCUUCACAGUAGGUAUGGUGUUCUUUGGAUGCAACUCAGCAUUCUUUGUCCUCCAAACACGACGAGUUGAGUUUUUACCAAAAAGUUCUAUUUUGGUUUCAUCUGACCAUAUGACAUUCUCCCAAUCCUCUUCUGGAUCAUCCAAAUGCACUCUAGCAAACUUCAGACGGGCCAGGACAUGUACUGGCUUAAGCAGGGGGACACGUCUGGCACUACAGGAUUUGAGUCCCUGGCGGCGUAGUGUGUUACUGAUGGUAGGCUUUGUUACUUUGGUCCCAGCUCUCUGCAGGUCAUUCACUAGGUCCCCCCGUGUGGUUCUGGGAUUUUUGCUCACCGUUCUUGUGAUCAUUUUGACCCCACGGGGUGAGAUGUUGCGUGGAGCCCCAGAUUGAGGGAGAUUAUCAGUGGUCUUGUAUGUCUUCCAUUUCCUAAUAAUUGCUCCCACAGUUGAUUUCUUCAAACCAAGCUGCUUACCUAUUGCAGAUUCAGUCUUCCCAGCCUGGUGCAGGUCUACAAUUUUGUUUCUGGUGUCCUUUGACAGCUCUUUGGUCUUGGCCAUAGUGGAGUUUGGAGUGUGACUGUUUGAGGUUGUGGACAGGUGUUUUUUAUACUGAUAACAAGUUCAAACAGGUGCAAUUAAUACAGGUAACAAGUGGAGGACAGAGGAGCCUCUUAAAGAAGAAGUUACAGGUCUGUGAGAGCCAGAAAUCUUGCUUGUUUGUAGGUGACCAAAUACUUAUUUUCCACCAUAAUUUGCAAAUAAAUUCAUUAAACCUCCUACAAUGUGAUUUUCUGGAUUUUUUUUUCUCAAUUUGUCUGUCAUAGUUGACGUGUACCUAUGAUGAAAAUUACAGGCCUCUCUCAUCUUUUUAAGUGGGAGAACAUGCACAAUUGGUGGCUGACUAAAUACUUUUUCCCCCCACUGUACCUGUAUUUGGGGAGUUUCUUCCAUUCUUCUCUGCAGAUCCUCUCAAGCUCUGUCAGGUUGGAUGGGGAACGUCGCUGCACAGCUAUUUUCAGGUCUCUCCAGAAAUGUUAGAUUGGGUUCAAGUCCGGGCUCUGGCUGGGUCACUCAAGGACAUAUCAGAGACUUGUCCCGAAGCUACUCCUGCGUUAUAUUGGCUGUGUGCUUAGGGAUGUUGUCCUGUUGGAAGGUGAACCUUCGCCCAAGUCUGAGGUCCUGAGCGCUUUGGAGCAGGUUGUCAUCAAGGAUCUCUCUGUACUUUUCUCAGUUUAUCUUUCCCUCAAUCCUGACUAGUCUCCCAGUCUCUGCCGCUGAAAAACAUCACCACAGCAUGAUGCUGCCACCACCAUGCUUCACCAUAGGGAUGGUGCCAGAUUUCAAUCUUGGUUUCAUCAGUCCAGAGAAAUGUGUUUAUCAUGGUCUGUCCUUUAGGUGCCUUUUGGCAAACUCCAAGUGGGCUGUCAUGUGCCUUUUACUGAGGAGUGGCUUCCGUCUGGCCACUCUACCAUAAAGGCCUGAUUGAUGGAGUGCUGCAGAGAUGGUUGUCCUUCUGGAAGGUUCUCCCAUCUCCACAGAGGAACUCUGAAGCUCUGUCAGAGUGACCAUCGGGUUCUUGGUCACAUCCCUGACCAAGGCCUUCUCCCCCGAUUGCUCAGUUUGGCCGGGCUGCCAGCUCUAGGAGGAGUCUUGAGGGUUUCAAACUUCUUCCAUUUAAGAAUGAUGGAGACCACUGUGUACUUGGGGACCUUCAAUGCUGCACACAUUUUUUGGUACCCUUCCUCAGAUCUGUGCCCCGACACAAUCCUGUCUCGGAGCUCUACGGACAAUUCUUUCGACCUAAUGGCUUGGUUUUUGCUCUGACAUGCGCUGUUAACUGUGUGACCUUAUAUAACCAGGUAUGUGCCUUUCCAAAUCAUGUCCAAUCAAUUGAAUUUACCACAGGUGUACUCCAAUCAAGUUGUAGAAACAUCUCAAGGAUGAUCAAUGGAAACAGGAUACACCUGAGCUCAAUUUCGAGUCUCAUAGCAAAGGGUCUACAUUUCUGUUUUUUGUUUUUUUUAUACAUUUGCAAAAAUAUCUAAAAACCUGUUAUCACUUUGUCAUUAUGGGGUAUUGUGUGUAGAUUGAUGAGAAAAAUACAUAAUUUAAUCGAUUUUAGAAUAAGGCUGUAACGUAACAAAAUGUGGAAAACAUCAAGGGGUCUGAACGCUUUCCGAAUGCACAUUGGAAUAGGGCCCUGGUCAAAAGUAGUGCACUAUAUAGGGAAUAGGGUGCCAUUUGGGACGUAGCUAGAGGGUCUUGUUUUCUGUCAGUGGCAGCAGAUGAAUGUUUCUGUUAUGAGUCACUAUACUCUGACUGACUGAAGAGCACACGGUGCAAAGCUUCAUGCUCUCUGCCUCUUGGCAAACUGUUGACCAAAAGCUUUUAAAAAGGCUUCAAUUGAUCAUAUGAGCAGUAAAUCGUUUUUUAUUAUUUAAUUGCUGCAAUUACAGCAUAUUUCUUGACUCAUCUUGGUUCACUCAAUCCACAGCUGUUCACAUGAUAGCGACUUUGAAAACUGCAAGAUAGGAAAAAACAAAUGUUGACCAUUAGGUUGAUUAGAAGCAAAUUUGGUCAAAUAUUUGAUGUUCUGUCCAACCGUCCGUCUCUGAAUGUACUUUUGACGUAGACGGUACAUAAUUAUACUGUAUAACGAUGCCAAUGGCCAAAUUACUGCAUCCAUUUCUCUGGUAGUUUAUCCAGCCAGCGGGUCAUAAAACAUACAAGUUACUACAAUGAUCACUGCUUGAGCAGUUUGUUAAGUGCAGACUAUUCAGGGUCUGCUUAACGAUAAUGGUAGAUAAGUGAAAGGACCUCAGAUGGCCUGAGAUGUCUUAGAGAGCCUGUACAAUGGUUCCCAUACAGGCCACUGUCAUAUUUCUACAGUGACAGUCACAAAAACAUAUUUUUGGUUGCCUGUUGUUGAAGUCCAAGUGUCUAUGGUAAGAAGAGGAAAACACAGGCAUCUGGUGCUGCAUUAAUAGAAUGAAUCAUCCGACAUUCCUCAAACGGAAGCUUGGUUUGCAUAAAAAGACUUGGAAAACCACUGUACUUUUACUGGAAAACAUGGAUUUGUACCAUACAGUUCCAUUAUGAUUCACAUAGUUUUCCUAAUAAGAUUUGGAGCUACUUGGAAAAUAAACACCCUACUUGUGCUGAAAACAUAUUUUCAUACCAGUUUUGAUUUUGUUCUCAGCACAAUGGCAGUACGUAUACACAUGCUAUUUCUGUGCUAUGUGUGAGAGUGAGUCACAAGCAUCUGGUCUCGCUUUAGCUCUAUGAAGGAGAGCGAGAUGGGCUGGAGUUUUGGGCAUGGGUCAUGUUCCACACACAUCUGGCCCACAGACAGUCUGGCCUCUGGGGCUCUAAUGUGCAUCCCAAAUGGCACCCUGUUCCCCAUAGGGCACAGGUCAAAAGUAGUGCACAAAAUAGAGAAUAGGGUGCCAUUUGGGACAUAGCCCUGGAGUGGGCAGACUGAGAGAGAGAGCACCAGGGUGGAGGUGAUGGACCCGUGAGGGUUUCUGGCUAGUGGGACACAUUACAGAGUUUUCAAUUAGUUUCUCUUGAAGAGAUGUUUCUGUUACUCUCAGUAUAUGCUGAGGCCCCUAGCAAGGGUGUCUAGGGGCCUCUUACAGUAUGGAUGUACAGUUGCUCCUGCUAUCCCACCCUCCUCAGAAGAGGGUGGAAUAUACUGUAUAUAUGGACUGUGUAAGUGUCAGUGAACAGAAAAUGAGGGAUUUCACUUAUUUGAAACAAUGUGGAAUCAACCAACUAACUAAAGCACCCUAGCAGUCUGCUGUACUAUAUCUCAUUGCUGAAUCAGAGAAGUCAAAGUGAGGAGUCUCUAUUUCCCUCUUCUUUUUGUUUUUCACCGGUGAACUCAAGUGUGUCAAACUCUGUGUGAAAUGUCUGUGUGAUUCAUGCGAGAGGGGCGUAGAUAUCCUCUGGCACGGGGACGGUUGGUGACUCAGAGCCAGCAGGUUUUGUCCUGAGUUGGUUCUCCAUUGUAAAGGAAAUCCCUCUCAUGUGGAUCUAGUGGACCUGUGUGGGUCAGGGCUUUGGCUGCCCCAGGGCUGUUUGGGCCUUGUUCAGAAUAGGACCAUGGGAUUAACUGGGAGGGAGGUACACAGGUCUAGUUGUGGAUCCUUGCCAGUCAGACACCUCUCAUUCCUGAGGGCUGUUGUUCAGGCAAAAUCAAGUGGGACAUCUCACUCUUCCUAUGGUCUUUUUCACUAUGGUGAAAUAUAGAUUUAAGUUCAGUGCAUACAUUUUACAUAUGAUUGGCAUAAUACGAAAACAAAGGCAUUGAGCAACGCAAGACAGUACUGUAUAUUUUACCCAAACAAUCUCACACUGUUUUUAACAUCUCUCUCUGUCAGUCAAAUGAACGUCCACCUUUUUGCUCAUUCUUCUUUCCUCUCCUCCAUUUCUCAUCCUGUCUUUCCAUCCUUCCAUCAGCACUGGAGAGCAGAGGUAGGUGCAGAUUGUCUGUGAGCAGGCCUGUUCAGAGUGCUGAGUGGACACGCAUUAUUUUCUGCAUGGGUUCUUUUGCGGCUCCUCUCCUCAGGCGUUCUAGCCGGGCACCUAAAUAUCUAACCUCUGUCCUAUCUGUGUCUCUUUCCCUCCUCUCUUAUCUUCCUAAUGUAAUCGCUGCUUCAGCCUGCCUGCAGAACAAAGUGGCCGACCAAAGCAUGUCCCAUCAAACCAAUCUGGCAAUUGCUUAGGACUAAGUGCUAUUUUAUUAGGUGGCAUAUGAAAGAUACCCUAUUAUCAAAUUAACUCUCAAGAGGCAUUGAAAUGUUUGACUUUGGACAAAGUCACUGUAAUUGCUACAGCAGGAGGUUGUGUGACCCUUUCUAUAAAUUGCAUCGCUAUUAGCUAAAUCAAAUUAGGAUAAGAAGAUCAACAAGUAGUUUUAUCAAUCUGUAAAUCAAAAUGUUUAAUGGAAACUAUUCAGGUCACUCAUCUAAGCCAGUGGUUCCCAACCAGGGGUAGUAGGACCCCUAGGGGUACUUGGCCUAUCCACAGGGGGUACUUGAGAAGCCUCAUGAGAACAUAGAACAUGUAAAAUGCACAUGAGAGGGUACUACAGGCAGAGCAAAAUGCAGUUGGUGGUACAGUAACCUAAAAAAGUUGGGAACCACUGAUCUAAGCAAUGCAUCUUCAGCUUCUCAGACAAACACUUGUUGAUGUUAGAUUUUUUGGUGUGAUGAUUUUGCUGUGUGUGAGUAGUAUAGUAUGAAUACAAUCAAGAGUUACUGACUGAUACCGACAGGGAUACUGUUGCAUUACUGGAGGUUUCUUUAGUUUCAAAUACAAUGGUGACUCCAGUCUGCCAAAGUAGUGAUUGCAAGAGUGUUUUAGCCUGAAUGACUGAAAUAGCAAAAGUCUUGGUUAUUAGUUAUUAUGGAAAAUUACAGGGCUCUAUGUUUGAUCCCUAAUCCCAGAUUAUAUUGUCAAGAACAGUGUUGUUCCUUCACGAACAGAGCUUUUCUGAGCACCGGUCUUGUUAGAUCAUGAGUAUUUACAGUACGUAAGCAGCAUUCAUUCCUCACAGCUGAUCAGCUUAUAGAUAACAGAGAAACCCUUUAACUUCAAGUGCAUUGAACCAUAAUGAAUCCAUUGUGUCUCUCUGUGACUCGUCUCUAACUGUUUCUCUUGACCUCUCCCCUCCCCAGGCCCAGCGACAUAUCACUGACCUGUACGAGGACCUUCGAGAUGGACACAACCUCAUCUCUCUGCUGGAGGUGCUCUCUGGAGAGACACUGGUGAGUCCCUGUGACCUUUGCCCUCUGACUGGAAGGAGAAGGACUUCUGUCUCUGCUACAACCUAUCCAACCUUCCUUCCCAACCUCUCAUUUCCUUCUGUCCCUUUUCCCCAUCCUACUCACAUCAGUUGCUUUUCAGUCCAUUAUACUAUAAUCUUUUAAUUAGUCAUUACAUCUUUCCUAUACUUGACGUCACAUGUAAUACACAACCUGGGCUGGUAGGUUUUGUUUUCACCACCUUCUUGCAUGUGUUGAAACUUGCGGAGAUACAGUAUGUGGUCCACAAACGAUACAGUACAUGCUUAAGAAUGCCUCACAAUUUGACUUAACCUAUCCAUAGCACUGAUUUGAAGUAGUUUUUGGUAAUAAUGCACUUUUUAAGUAAUAUCUCGUAGCAUUAAUUUAACACUAAUUUCAUAAUUUGCUUCUCUAACCUUUUUGCACUUGUUUGACCCCUGUUUUUCCUUUUCUAAUUCCUGUCUUGCCCUGACCUUUGCCCCCUUUGCCUCUGCCUCUUCUCUUGCCAUGCUCUUGCUGUGGUAGCUGAGGGAGCGUGACGUUGUCAGGAACUCGCGGUUGGUGAGUGGGUCUGGACUGUGUAGCGCCUCCUCGGGCGUGGCAUCUGUCACUCCCCCAGGUGGCUGCCGGGUUGUGCAUGUUGAUGUCACUUCCUUGUCUCUGUGUCCGCAACGUCAUUGUCCUCUUCCAUCUGUCGAAGAGCUUGCAGAGACUAGGGCUUUGUACCAAAUUGCACCCUAUUCCCUACAUAAUGCACCAUUUUUAACCAGAACCCUAUGGGCCCUGGUCAAACAUAGUACACUAUAUAGGGAAUAGGGUGCCAUUUGUGAUGCUCUCCAAGACAAAAUAAGCUUGCACUCAGGGUCAUUGAGUAGGGAAUGCAGAUGUAAGAUUAUAUUUUUUUGUGUUUUCCCAAUGGAUUUGGGGAUAUUGUGUGGUAAAUUACUGGUAGUGCCUAGUCGUUGUGCUUUGAUAAGCUAUGUGAGUGGAGUAGGUGCCUUGGAAGGUAUUUAGCCAUCUUUAGUUACUUAUUAGAAACACUGGGAUAUUUCCUUUAGUUUCAGCACUAGAUCAUUUCAUGUUCAGUCUGCUAGUUCCAUCUGUGUCUGCUAGUUCCAUCCAAGUCUUAGCAUAUUAGUACGAGGUCUCAGAAAGAGAUACAGGCAUCCGGUCAUUUGACCCAACUUACUGUAAACCGAGGCCAGCGUGACAUCACUGCAAGCCAAUAAGAGAUUGACAUGUACGGUAGAUGAGCUUGUGAUUGGCUGAGAGCUUGUGACUUGCUGCACCUAUGCAUGUAAUGGUGGCCGGAUAUGCAGGUCUCCUGCACACUUGACUAUUAUCUAGAGAUUGAGAAGCAUAAAGACUCUAAUCACUGCUGCUUGGCUCCAGGUAUCUGCUUGGUAAGAAUGGAUUGUGUUUUAGAUCAAAGUGUGAUAAUGUCAUUUAGGUAUAAUUUAUCUGCAAAAAAAAUGCUAGUUUGUCUCAGGGUCCAACUCCAAGGGUCACUUUUAUGUAAUGUUUAGAUUUUGUAAUGUUUAGAUCGAUGCAUUGAACAUGGAUGAAGUUAGUCUCUUGGAGCAAGCAAUGGAAGUGAUUGAUGAUUGGAGGAAUCCAGUAGCUAGAGGUCCAGGUUUAACAUUCUCAUCUUCACCCAUUCUCCUUAGAAUGUUCAUGCCUCUGGAUCUCGUUCCAAUGCUUUUCAAUAGGGCCAUGUAAAGCCUGAUGUAUAAUUAAGGGGUGACUGGACAGUCAUGAGAUACUAUGUUUAGCUCUGACCACAACUCAACCAAAUUUGGAGUCAAAUCUCAAAUUCAAUGUCCAUUCAAUGUGGUUGAUUAUAUAGGACCAAGACUGCUGAUUGAAAUCCAUAUAAAAUGUGUUCUCGGUCAGAAAUACCUUGUCUCCAGUCAUGGGGCCUGCUCUUCCCUGUCCUACUGGUAAUGUAUGUGUGUUCUCCUCUCUCUCUAAAGUUCAAUCUCUUCUCACAUCUUACAGCCCAGGGAGAAGGGGCGCAUGCGCUUCCACAAACUGCAGAAUGUACAGAUCGCACUGGACUUCCUCAAACACAGACAGGUACAGUGUGAUGAUUAAAUACAUCAAUAUAUCUAUGUUUUUUAAGUAAAAUGUCAUUUCUCAAUUGAACUGAUUCUUAUAAUAUAAGCUAAUAGUCCCAAUACCUUAUAAUCCAUUAGCUAACCAUUUAGAUAUAAAUUAAUCUAGAGGGCCAAUUUUCUAUAAGAUGGUUAUACAUACUUGUGUCCCAUUUGUGACAGGUUAAACUUGUCAACAUCAGGAAUGAUGACAUCGCUGAUGGAAACCCCAAGCUGACCCUGGGCCUGAUAUGGACCAUCAUCCUUCACUUCCAGGUAUGUCAUGCUUCACUCAUAACAUAACACGAACCAAUAUGUUUAUUAUUAUUCAAAUGAUAGGCCUAGGCCAGGGUGAUGGGAUCCAGGUAAAACAUCCUAUAACCUGUUUGUUACACUACAUUGCCAAAAUAUGUGGACACCUGCUUGUCGAACAUCUCAUUCCAAAAUCAUGGGCAUUAAUAUGGAGUCGGCCCCCCUUUUGCUGCUGUAACAGCCUCCACUCUUCUGGGAAGGCUUUCCACUAGAUGUUGGAUUGUUGCUGUGGCUUCCAUUCAGCCACAAGAGUAUUAGUGAGGUCGGGUACUGAUGUUGGGCGAUUAGGCCUGGCUGGAGCUGAGUUCAGGGCUCUGUGCAGGCCAGUCAAGUUCUUCCACACCAAUCUCGGCAAACCAUUUCUGUAUGAACCUUGCUUUGUGCAUUGUCAUGCUGAAACAGGAAAGGGACUUCCCCAAACUAUUGCCACAAAGUUGGAAGCACAGAAUCGUCUAGAAUGUCAUUGUACUGUGCAUUCGGAAAGUAUUCAGAGUCCUCUGAAUACUUAUGUAAAUAAGGUAUUUCUGCUUUGUAUUUUUAAUAAAUUUGCAAAAAUGUCUAAAAACCUGUUUUUGCUUUGUCAUUAUGGGGUAUUGGGUGUAGAUUGAUGAGGGUAAAUAAACAAUUUAAUCAAUUUUAGAAUAAGGCUGUAACGUAACAAAAUGUGGAAAAAGUCAAGGGGUCUGAAUACUUUCCGAAUGCACUGUCAACUGUAGUGUUUCCCUUCAAUGGAACUAAGAGGCCUAGCCCGAACCAUGAAAAACAGCCCCAGACCAUUAUUCCUCCUCCACCAAACUUUACAUUUGGCACUAUGCAAUCGGGCAGGUAGCGUUCUCCUGGCAUCCGCCAAACCCAGAUUGGUCCGUCGGACUGCCAGAUGGUGAAGCGUGAUUCAUCACUCCAGAGAACGCGUUUCCACUGCUCCAAUGGCGGCAAGCUUUACACCACUCUAGCCAACAUUUGGCAUUGCGCAUGGUGAUCUUAGGCUUGUGUGCGGCUGCUCGGCCAUGGAAACCUAUUUCAUGAAGCUCCCGACGAACAGUUAUUUUGCUGACUUUGCUUCCCGAGGCAGUUUGGAACUCGGUAGUGAGUGUUGCAACCGAUGACAGACGAUGUUUGCACGUUACGCGCUUUAGCACUCGGCAGUCCCGUUCUGUGAGCUUGUGUGGCCUACCACUUUGCAGCUGAGCCUUUGUUGCGCCUAGACGUUUCCACUUCACAAUAACAGCACUUACAGUUGACCGGGGAAGCUCUAGCAGGGCAUACAUUUUACAAACUGACUUGUUGGAAAGGUGGCAUCCUAUUACAGUGUCACAUUGAAAGUCACUGAGCUCUUCAGUAUGGGCCAUUCUACUGCCAAUGUUUGUCUGUGGAGAUUGCAUGGCGGUGUGCUGGAUUUUAUACACCUGUCAGCAACGGGUGUGGCUUAAAUAGCUGAAUCCACUAAUUUGAAUGGGUGUCCACAUACUUUUGGCCAUGUAGUGUAUGUUUCACCUGGAAGGAUAAUUUCUGAUCCUUGCCUGCAGUAGUAGGGAAAGCUACAGUAGUACACUAUGACUUCUCUGGGCCAACUAAUCAACUCCAAGCCCACCGCUUCUGUUGACAGAGCAGAUAUGAGUCCAAUUCAAUUAUUACAAAUCGGCCUCUUUUAGCGUUUGGCACCCGCUGUCUAUACACAACUCUACUACUCAUGAUUCCUAUAUGUCUGAGGGAUUUCAGACUAAACAUUUUUUUUAAACAUAUUGAAACACUCAUUUGAAUACCAUGUGAGGUUUUCAUCCUCAAUAUAACUCAAUAAAGGAUGGAAAUUAUUUCUCCUCAAAUGGGAGAUGCCGGGAGUAUUUGGUUAUUUGUUUAGCAGUUGAGAGUAUAUUGAAAAAUGGAAAAAGAAGGGCACAAGGAGAUUCUUUGUUUCUAUAAUGGAUAUACUGGUUAUACUGGGAUACUGGUGUACUGGGUUAUACCAGCAUGUGGGAUUCCGUCCACUCCAGGGUGACUCAGUGUUUCCUGUGGGGAGGCAGAAAAGAGAGAUGGGUAGGUAGCAGGUCUAAACAUUUCAACGAGUCCCACCGUUGGCUAUACUUAUUUUUUGAUGAGAGGAAUCUGAAUUCAUCCCAAAUGGCACCCUAUUCCCUAUGUAAUGCACUACUUAGGCCCAUAGGGACAACAUGAUUAUCCUUUUGUUUACGGUUUGAUUCCUUGAUGAAGUAGAAGGAAGUGGGAAUCUCUCUAGAUUCUCAUAAAGGCAAAUUGAUGUUUCCGUGUGGUGUACACUACCGGUCCAAAGUUUUAGAACACCUACUCAUUCAAGGGUUUUUCUUAAUUUGUACUAUUUUCUACAUUGUAGAAUAAUAGUGAAGACAUCAAAACUAUGAAAUAACACAUAUGGAAUCAUGUAGUAACCAAAAAUGUUUUAAACAAAUCAAAAUAUAUUUUAUAUUUGAGAUUCUUCAAAUAGCCACCCUUUGCCUUGAUGACAGCUUUGCACACACAUAAUGAGUACCUACAUAGAAGUGGGGUUUCCCCCACUACAGAGAAGAAGAGAGAGGGAUGGUAAGGCUUUGAGGGAUGGUAAAAUUUUUCCUCUCUCCACCCUUUCCUUCAAAAAAGCCUGAAAGUGGUAUUAGAACCACUGACAGUGUGCCACCACCGGCUAAACAUUGAAAAUGUCACAUUGGUCAUAAAGCAAACUUUCUUGUUCCAAUAAGCCUCUAUAAAAUGUAUUGUUAUGACUAAAAUAAACCAUUACUCCAUGGAUCAUCCGUUUUUUCUUUGAUUAUUGUUUUAUUUUUGGUGGUUGAGAGGGGUUUGGGUUAUGCAUUGUAUUUCUAGCAAGGCAAACAUUCAUUAUUUAACAAUGCAUUGAACACAGUAUGCAAUGCAGACGUAGUAUUGAGCAUUGAGCAACAGCAAUGAAACACUAAAGUAAACACAGCUCCACCAUUUACCUUACGUUACCUCAGUAUUGUUGAAGCUUCCUGUAGAUGCAAUAGUUAUCAUCUCUCUCACCAGAGGGAAAUAGACUGCUGAGAGAUUCUCGAGGCUGUACCUAUGACUCAUAGCUUUAUCUUCCAGCUUUGUUUAAGCAGGAAUUCGCUGCAGGAAUUCACUGCACCUUAUUAAAUUAUGUGCCCCAUGGAUGUUUUUACUCUCACAAGUUGGAUUCUGCAACCGGGAACAAAAGCUGUUUGGAGUGUUUUCACAGCAGCAAACUGCAAUGGAUUUCAUGUGCAUUUUACAUCUGACUGUUGGUUAUUGAGGUUGAAAAUGUGAGUCAUCUUAAGCCUGGAUCAAGUCAAUUUACUUAUUGGAAAAAGGUUUCCCUGCCUUUGAACUUCAAAUCAAUGCAUAGUGAUUAUACCAAAGCACGCACAGUUCUCUUCCAUUAUGUGCCCUUUAUCCACAGCCCAUAACCCUUUUUGCCAGCCUUUUUGCCAACCCAACCCACCACACCUUGAACCAUCUAUAACAGUGUUAUUCAGUCCUGGGGACCUACAAGGUGUGUUAGCUUUUGUUCAAGCCCAGUUCUAACACACCUGAUUCAAAUAAAUAACUAAUCAUCAAACUAGUUGAAUCAGAUUUGUUAGUACUACUAGGAUUGAACAAAAGCCUGUAUACCCUAUGGAUCCUCAGGACCAUGAUUAAAGUAUACUUUAUAGCCUGCCUUACCAAUACAAAUGCUUACCAAUACCCCCCUCCCCCAGAUCUCUGACAUCCAGGUGAAUGGCCAGUCAGACGACAUGACGGCCAAGGAGAAGCUGCUUCUGUGGUCCCAGCGCAUGGUGGAGGGAUACCACGGGAUGCGCUGCGACAACUUCACCACCAGCUGGAGGGACGGCAAGCUCUUCAAUGCUGUCAUACACAAACACAGGUGAGAUGCAUCCUUGAAGGAGUAGUAUUGAGGUGAUCUGACUGGGGCUUGAGGAAAUUGUGGGUGUCACGGGUGAAAGUUGUGCCAGAGGGAUAAAUGGACAUGCAAGAACACAUUUUUUAAGCUAUGCCUAACCACUUUGUGAUUACAUGCGAUUGCUUGGACCUGCUGUAAUAUACAGUUGAAGUCGGAAGUUUACAUACACUUAGGUUGGAGUCAUUAAAACUUGUUUUUCAACCACUCCACAAAUUUCUUGUUAACAAACUAUAGUUUUGGCAAGUCGGUUAGAACAUCUACUUUGUGCAAGUAAUUUUUCCAACAAUUGUUUACAGACAGAUUAUUUCACAUAUAAUUCAAUGAAUCACAAUUCCAGUGGGUCAGACGUUUACAUACACUAAGUUGACUGUCUAAAAAACAGCUUGGAAAAUUCCAGAAAAUGAUGUCAUGGCUUUAGAAGCUUCUGAUAGGCUAAUUGACAUCAUUUGAGUCAAUUGGAGGUGUACCUGUGGAUGUAUUUCAAGGCCUACCUUUAAACUCAGUGCCUCUUUGCUUGACAUCAUGGGAAAAUGAAAAGAAAUCAGCCAAGAACUCAGAAAAAACAUUGUAGACCUCCACAAGUCUGGUUCAUCCUUGGGAGCAAUUUCCAAACGCCUGAAGGUACCACGUUCAUCUGUACAAACAAUAGUACGCAAGUAUAAACACCAUGGGACCACGCAGCCAUCAUAUCGCUCAGGAAGGAGACGCGUUCUGUCUCCUAGAGAUGAACAUACUUUGGUGCGAAAAGUGCAAAUCAAUCCCAGAACAACAGCAAAGGACCUUGUGAAGAUGCUGGAGGAAACAGGUACAAAAGUAUCUAUAUCCACAGUAAAACAAGUCCUAUAUCGACAUAACCUGAAAGGCCGCUCAGCAAGGAAGAAGCCACUGUUCCAAAACCGCCUGUCACACCCUGGCUCGGGGACUCAUUAUGUUGAGCCAGGGUGUGUUCAUUCUAUGUUUUCUGUUUCUUUGGUGGGUGUUCUAGGUUGUCUAUUUUCUAUGUUUGCCGGUGUGACUCCCAAUCAGGGGCAACGAGUGUCAGCUGUCGGCUGGUUGUCUCUGAUUGGGAGCCAUAUUUAAUCUGUAUGUUUUUCUUUCGGGUUGUGGGAUUUUGUUCGUGUGGUUUCGUGUUGUACCAUAGACGUCACGCAUUCGUUGUUUAUUGUUUUGUAUUUUGAGUGUGGUGCUUUAACUAUUAAAGUAAAUAUGUUCGCUCGCAACGCUGCGCCUUGGUCUCCCUCAUUAGACGAUCGUGACAGAAAAUCCCACCAAGACCAGACCAAGCAGCGUGUCCAGGAGCCAUCGCUAAUAGAUCUCCGUGGCAGCUUCGACUGGGUCAAGCCCAUUGAGGAGCUGAGUGAAGAGGGUUGGAGACAGAGGAGCGAGAGGUGGGCGAGAAUGUUGGAGGCCUGGUCCACGGGGAGGAGAGACCCCCAGAAAUUUUUUAGGGGGGGGCUCACGACGUCGGGGCAGCAGGAGGCCGCUAUGGAGUGGUCCAGCGGGGUUGCAGAGGAGGCCGCCAGGUUACGGGGGCCACUGGUAGAAGAGGGGAUGGAAGGCGUAGAGGCACGGCGAGAGGUACUGGCGUGUGUUGCCAGUCCGGUCCGGCCCGUUCCAGAUCCCGGUGUAGAGCCAGUGGUGUGUGUCCCCAGUACGGUCCGGUCUAUUCCUGCUCCCCGCACCAAACCUACGGUGUGCGUCGACAGCCCAGCCCGGCCCGUUCCUGCGCUCCGCACCGAGUCUGUGGUGCGCGUCGCCAGCCCAGUUCGGCCCAUCCAAGCUUCUCGCAGAAAGCCUACGGUGUGCGUCGCCAGCCCAGCCCGGCCUGUUCCUGCUCCACGCACAAAGCCUACGGUGUGCGUCGCCAGCCCAGCCCGGCCUGUUCCUGCUCCACGCACAAAGCCUACGGUGUGCGUCGCCAGCCCAGCCCGGCCUGUCCCUGCUCCACGCACAAAGCCUACGGAGCGCGUCGCCAGCCCAUUCCGGUCCAUUCCUGCUCCACGCACCAAGCCAGGGGUGUGUAUCGUCAGCCCGGUCCGGUCCGUUCCUGUUCCACGCACCAAGCCAGGGGCGCGUGUCGUCAGUCCGGCUCCGGCCAGCGGGGCUAGACAGGACCAGGGGUACUUUGGGGGGUUGGAGAGGAAGUGGGGAUCAAGCCCGGAGCCGGAGCCGCCGCCGAGGAGGAAUGCCCACCCAGCCCUCCCCUGUUUUUGCUCGUAUUUAGGCGCGGUCGCAGUCCGCGCCUUUAGGGGGGGGUACUGUCACACCCUGGCUCGGGGACUCAUUAUGUUGAGCCAGGGUGUGUUCAUUCUAUGUUUUCUGUUUCUUUGGUGGGUGUUCUAGGUUGUCUAUUUUCUAUGUUUGACGGUGUGACUCCCAAUCAGGGGCAACGAGUGUCAGCUGUCGGCUGGUUGUCUCUGAUUGGGAGCCAUAUUUAAUCUGUAUGUUUUUCUUUCGGGUUGUGGGAUUUUGUUCGUGUGGUUUCGUGUUGUACCAUAGACGUCACGCAUUCGUUGUUUAUUGUUUUGUAUUUUGAGUGUGGUGCUUUAACUAUUAAAGUAAAUAUGUUCGCUCGCAACGCUGCGCCUUGGUCUCCCUCAUUAGACGAUCGUGACACCGCCAUAAAAAGCCAUACUACGGUUUGCAACUGCACAUGGGGACAAAGAUCGUACUUUUUGGAGAAAUGUCCUCUGGUCUGAUGAAACAAAACUAUAACUGUUUGGCCAUAAUGACCAUCGUUAUGUUUGGAGGAAAAAGGGGGCUACUUGCAAGCCGAAGAACACCAUUCCAACCGUGAAGCACUGGGGUGGCAGCAUCAUGCUGUGGGGGUGCUUUGCUGCAGGAGGGACUGGUGCACUUCACAAAAUAGAUGCCAUCAUGAGGAAGGAAAAUUAUGUGGAUAUAUUCAAGCAACAUCUCAAAACAUCAGUCAGGAAGUUAAAGCUUGGUCACAAAUGGGUCUUCCAAAUGGACAAUGACCCCAAGCAUACUUCCAAAGUUGUGGCAAAAUGGCUUAAGGACAACAAAGUCAAGGUAUUGGAGUGGCCAUCACAAAGCCCUGACCUCAAACCUAUAGAAAAUGUGUGGGCAGAACUGAAAAAGCGUGUGUGAGCAAGGAGGCCUACAAACCUGACUCAGUUACACCAGUUCUGUCAGGAGGAAUGGGACAAAAUUCACCCAACUUAUUGUGGGAAGCUUGUGGAAGGCUACCCGAAACGUUUGACCCAAGUUAAACAAUUUAAAGGCAAUGCUACCAAAUACUAAUUGAGUGUAUGUAAACUUCUGACCCACUGGGAAUGUGAUGAAAGAAAUAAAAGUUGAAAUAAAUCAUUCUCUCUACUAUUAUUCUGACAUUUCACAUUCUUAAAAUAAAGUGGUGAUCCUAACUGACCUAAGACAGGGAAUUUCUACUAGGAUUAAAUGUCAGGAAUUGUGAAAAACUGAGUUUAAAUGUAUUUGGCUAAGGUGUAUGUAAACUUCUGACUUCAACUGUACGUCCUUGGGACAUAGUGAACCCCUGUGCUCCUUGCAAGGCUCCACCUACGUUACAUUUUACAUUUAUUACUGUCACACUGCAGAAAGGCUGACCUCUUCAGAUAGUUAUGCAAUCAGUCGUCAAUCAAAUUCAGUCAAACAUUACAAGUACUUCUGAUUAUUUCAUUUGGAAGCGGUUUCAUUGAUGAAAACAUUUUAUUUGAUGUAGCAAUCACGCAUGUCUAGGUAUGCAUUCAAGCACAUAGCAAUAAUUCACUGAGUGUACAAAACGUUAUGAACACCUGCUCUUUCCAUGACAUAGACUGACCAGGUGAAUCCAGGUGAAAGCUAUGAUCCCUUAUUGAUGUCACUUGUUAAAUCCAUUUCAAUCAGUGUAGAUGAAGGAGAGGAGACAGGUUAAAGAAAGAUUUUUGAGCCUUGAGACAAUUGAGACAUGGAUUGUUUAUGUGUGCCAUUCAGAGGGUGAAUGGGCAAGACAGAAUAUUUAAGUGCCUUUGAACGGGUUAUGGUAGUAGGUGCCAGGCGCACCAGUUUGUGUCAAGAACUGCAAUGCUGUUGGGUUUUUCACGCUCAACAGUUUGCCGUGUGACUCAAGAAUGGUCCACCACCCAAAGGACAUCCAGCCAACUUGACACAACUGUGGGAAGCAUUAGAGUCAACAUGGGCCAGCAUCCCUGUGAAAUGCUUUAAACACCUUGUAGAGUCCAUGCCCUGAUUAAUUGAGGCUGUUCUGAGGGCAAAAGGGGUGCAACUCAAUAUUAGGAACGUGUUCUUAAUGUUUUGUACACUCAGUGUUUAUUAUAAUAAUAAUAAUAAUAGAUUGAAUUUGUAUAGCGCUUUUCAUUACGGCAAGAAUCUCAUAGACUCUCUUAAAACAACAAAACCAAACAUUUCAGUGAGCCUGUUGACAGUUCUGGGUGAAAGAUCGUCCACAGUCAUCCACAGAGGCAGGUGCAAGUCCAACAGGUCACAUAUCAGUAACAUUCAGUCAACGCUGGCUAAACGUUGGCUAAAUGCCUGUGUAAAAAGAAUAGGCAUAACAACGACCAACAACAACAUAAUGGGUCAGCAUGGACUUUUCAUGUUUGCACAUACUGUAUAAACACACACCCUGUAGGCUCACACACUACACACACACGACUCAGGAGAAAGGCACAGGAGGUGGCGAGGCGAGCCAGCUUUGAGGUAGUAUUUAGUUGCAUGAAAAGAGAGAGGAUUGUGACUGAGGGGUUGUGUCCCAUGAAUUUGAAAAUAAGAUGCCCACAGGGGUUGUGCUUUUAAGUCUCAGCAAGUAGCUGCACAGCUCAGGUAUGCCCAGGUGUCUCAGGUGUGUCUGCUAUACAAACUCCACACAGACCAAGAGCAAGACAGAAACAGACUGCAGAACGACAAAUCAACAAAGCAGUCUGGGCUCACACACAACUUAUUGAAUGAGGGAAAUGCAUGAGAAAGUCAUCUCUCAAUUCUAUGACGGUCAACGCUCAAGGCUUGCACAUUAUCUAGCUGUGGAAAGGGGAUACUAAAUCAAAGGCAAUGCGGAUAUAUGAGACACUGAACUGAAAAUGGACUGGAAAGCUUGAACGAUAGUUGUGUUUUGGGGGAGUGACUGCCGCUACAGUAUGAACGUCUAUUUUCUCGUAUCUGGAGUGUGAGAAUGCAACAUGAACCUUGUAAAAUCUGAAAAACAUCAGUCACAGUCUCAUACGGGGAUGGAUUUGGAAGACUGAAAGGAAAAAACUGCAAGACGAGAGUUUGAACACUGUUUGGACACUGUUGCAGUUGAGGACACCCACACACACCCUCACCAUGAUGCACAGUCUGAAGAAGAAGUUCCGCUCCUCCAAGAGACGGUUGAACAGCACCUCCAGCAGCACCCAGGGCUCCGUCAGUGACCUGGAGGACCGGGUAGUCAUGCUGUGUGAGGACAUCCCAGCUGAGAGCAGCUCCUUUGACUCCGGUCAGGGGUCCCAGAGCCCGGGGAAGUCCUCUUCCAGCCGAGGCUCCCAGAACGGGGAGCAGGAGGCAGGGUCUGGGUCAGGGUCAGGGUCAGAACCACUCAUAGUGCACCUGAGCAGGGACAGACACUCCUACAGACAGGCCCUCUACUCUGAUAUGGAGCAUCAGCCCAGUGGCCAUGGAGACUACUAUGUGCAGAGAGUUGUGCAAGUGUACGGAGGGUUUGAGAUUUUUUCAUUAAGAUGGUGGUUGGAAUUAACUUUGAUAGCCGUUUCCUUUUUGUUGCUACUUCUAGACAUUAGUUAUUUUCUAAAAGGGAAUAUAACAAUUUAUGCAUAUUUCACCUUUUUGUAAUUUGUUUACAAAACCCCUGUAUUUUGUUUAACCAUGCCAGGCUAAAUCCCUGGGAAAAUAUGAGAUGCCCUGUGCUCAUUCCAAGCAGUCAAAGCUUGUAUCUGCAUGUUAUUUGACUGCAAUUACCUUUAUUGGCAGUGUACAUGGAAUUACUUGCAUGUUUUAUUUGUACAUGGAAUUUCUAACUUACUGGUUGGUAGGAGCUCUUGUUUUUUCCUGCCCUGCUCCUGUCUGUAUUCACAUUCCUCUGAGAGAGGCAUGUCGAUCAGGAUCUAAUGUAGGCAGUCCAUCAUGAUUAAACUGCCUGCAGCAGGGUUCCCCAACUUGUUUUUUUUCUUCUUCAUUGUUGGACAUAAAAGACUGUAAAAACACCAGGAAAUCAAGUGAUUUAAAUUUUGGAAAUCUGUUCCCAAGUAUUCCCACGCAUAAUAGAGAGACAAAUGUAAGCAACGUUUGAAAUGAUUAUGUUUUAGUCAAAUAUUAUAUCUGUUUGGGCUUCUUGCGGUCAAUUUGCAAUCUACAAAUUAUUUGUAAUUAUGUUCCGGUCCCCCGACCAUCUGCAAAAAGAAAAAGGUUUUUCGAAAAUAAACUCUAUUUAAUGUUUUACCUGAAUGUUUUGCGGUUGCAAAGAUUAAUAUAAUACAUCCAUUUGCACUAUAUUCUAUAAGAAAAUACAGAUUCUGAGAUGCAAUUUCAUAGUUUUAACAGCCUUCUCUAUGUUCUGUCCCCAGGCCUACUCUGAUUGACAUGAGUAAGGUGUACCGACAGACCCAUGUAGAGAACCUGGAGCAGGCCUUCAGUGUGGCAGAGAGAGACCUGGGAGUCACUCGGCUGCUCGACCCAGAAGGUAAGGGAACUUGCUUGUAUUGUAUUCUCAAUUACUGUCAAUACUAUUAGCGGAUAUCUGUGAGUGUAUUUGUAUGAAUACCUGCAUUUAGCUUUUUAAAAAAUCUGUUUUUAACUUAUGUUCAUUGUCUCCCCUCUAUUAAGAUGUGGAUGUGCCACACCCAGACGAGAAGUCCAUAAUCACAUACGUGUCCUCCCUGUAUGACGUCAUGCCCCGGGUACCUGACGUCCAGGAUGGGGUGAAAGCCAAUGUGAGUGUCGUCUUCUUGGAACCGUAUAGGUCAUCACCACUAAGGGGCUUCCUCCUGGUCUCACCUAUGAGGUCACAUCUUCCCUAAACUUUAAGAUGUCUUUGAUGCUCCGGAGUGAAUUUUUCCUUGGGGACAGGUAUAGGAUCAGCUUCCCCUCCCCCAAUCCUAACAUUAACCAAUAGUGUGGGAAAUGCAAAACUGUCCCAAGAUUAGCAUCUAGAGGGAACUUCACCCUACACCAUGUUUGACCAGUGGUGUGAUGUUUAAUGCAGUCAUAUGGAGACUACCGUAAUUGAUUUAUACUGAACAAAAAUAUAAACGCAACAUGUAACAAUUUCAACGAUUUUACUGAGUUACAGUUCAUAGAAGGAAAUUCAUUAAGCCCUAAUCUUUGGAUUUCACAUGACUGGGGAGGGGCGCAACCAUGGGUGGAGGCUGCUUAUGGUUGAGAAAUGAACAUUAAAUUCACUGGCAACAGCUCUGUUGGACAUUCCUGCAGUCAGCAUGCCAAUUGCACGCUCCCUCAAAACUUGAGACAUCUCUGGCAUUGUGCUGUAUGACAAAACUGCACAUUUUAGAGUGGCCUUUUAUUGUCCCAGCACAAGGUGUACCUGUGUAAUGAUCAUGCUGUUUAAUCAGCUUCUUGAUAUGCCACACCUGUCAGGUGGAUGGAUUAUCUUGGCAAAGGAGAAAUGCUCAGUAACAGGGAUGUAAACAAAUUUGUGCACAACAUUUGAGAGAAAUAAGCUUUUUGUGCAUAUGGAAAACUUCUGGGAUCUUUUAUUUCAGCUCAUGAAAAAUGGGACCAACACUUUACAUGUUGCGUUUAUAUUUUUGUUCAAUAUAUUUUCAUUAAACUUUUCUCUAAUGAACCUUCUCCUGUCUCCUGUGUGUCCACCAGGAGCUGGAGCUGCGCUGGCAGGAGUACUAUGAGCUAGUGACCCUGCUGCUGCAGUGGAUCAGACACCACAUCAUCGUGUUUGAGGAGAGAAAGUUCCCUACCAGCUAUGAGGAGAUUGAGGUAAGUCUCCUCACCUAUUGGGGAAAUAUUUUGCUUGAUACAUGUAAGUGAAUAUUUUAAUUGUCUGUUUCUGAUUUAUAAUAAUUGUCUUAGAGACUUGAUACUGUAUAUGACAAAAGCUGUGUUCAGUUUUAACAGUGAAUUAGUGUUAGGGAGAAUCUAGAAUGGCGCCGGAGAAGAUGGCUGCCGUUUUACAGCCCUCUAACCAAUUGUACUAUUAUGUGUGUUUUUCCGCGUUAUUUGUAAUUUAUUUUGUACAUAAUGUUUCUGCCAUCGUCUCUUAUAACCAAAAAGAGCUUCUGGAUAUCAGGACAGCGAUUACUCACCUCGUAUUGGACGAAUAAUUUUUCUUCAACGAGGCGGCCGCGAAGGAUAUCCUACAGACACCCGACAAGGCCCAAAUCCCUGUCAUUCGCAUGAGGAAGAGACGGAGAUAUCGUGGACGUAGGUCGGGGUGCCUUGUAAGGAUCCGACGGCGAGCGAGUAAACUGCCUCUUCCAUCAAUCCUAUUAGCCAAUCUUCAAUCAUUGGAAAAUAAAUUGGAUGACCUAAGAUUACGGUUAUCCUACCAACGGGACAUUAAAAACUGUAAUAUCUUAUGUUUCACCAAGUCGUGGCUGAACGACGACAUGGAUAACAUACAGCUAGCGGGCUAUACGCUACAUCGGCAGGAUAGAACGGCUGACUCCGGUAAGACAAGGGGUGGCGGUCUGUGUAUAUUUGUAAACAACAGCUGGUGCACAAAAUCAAAUACUAAGGAAGUCUCGAGGUUUUGCUCGCCUGAGGUAGAUUAUCUUAUGAUAAGCUGUAGACCACACUAUUUAACAAGAGAGUUUUCAUCUAUAUUUUUCAUAGCCGUCUAUUUAACACCACAAACCAAUGCUGGCAUUAAGAUUGCACUGAAUGAGCUGUAUAAGGCCAUAAGUCAACAGGAAAACGGUCAUCCAGAGGCAGCGCUCCUAGUGGCCGGGGACUUUAAUGCAGGGAAACUUAAAUCCGUUCUACCUAAUUUCUACCAGCAUGUUAAAUGUGCAACCAGAGGGAAAAAAAAAAACUCUAGACCACCUUUACUCCAUACCCAGAGACGCAUACAAAGCUCUCCCUCGCCCUCCAUUUGGCAAAUCUGACCAUAACUCUAUCCUCCUGAUUCCUGCUUAUAAGCAAAAACUAAAGCAGGAAGCACCAGUGACUCGGUUAAUAAAAAAGUGGUCAGAUGACGCAGAUGCUAAGCUACAGGACUGUUUUGCUAGCACAGACUGGAACAUGUUCCGGGAUUCUUCAGAUAGCAUUGAGGAGUACACCACAUCAGUCACUGGCUUCAUCAAUAAGUGCAUCGAUGAUGUCGUCCCCACAGUGACCGUACGUACAUACCCCAACCAGAAGCCAUUGAUUACAGGAAACAUCCGCACUGAGCUAAAGGGUAGAGCUGCCGCUUUCAAGGAGUGGGACUCUAACCCGGACGCUUAUAAGAAAUCCCGCUAUGCCCUCCGAAGAACCAUCAAACAGGCAAAGAGUCAAUACAGGACUAAGAUUGAAUCGUACUACACCGGCUCUGACGCUCGUCGGAUGUGGCAGGGCUUGAAAACUAUUACAGACUACAAAGGGAAGCACAGCCGCGAGCUUCCCAGUGACACAAGCCUACCAGACGAGCUAAACCACUUCUAUGCUCGCUUCGAGGCAAGCAACACUGAAGCAUGCAUGAGAGCACCAGCUGUUCCGGAUGACUAUGUGGUCACACUCUCCGUAGCCGAUGUGAGUAAGACUUUUAAGCAGGUCAACAUUCACAAGGCCGCAGGGCCAGACGGAUUACCAGGACGUGUACUCCGAGCAUGUGCUGACCAACUGGCAAGUGUCUUCACUGACAUUUUCAACAUGUCCCUGACUGAGUCUGUAAUACCAACAUGUUUCAAGCAGACCACCAUAGUCCCUAGCCCAAGGACACUAAGAUAACCUGCCUAAAUGACUACCGACCCGUAGCACUGACGUUUGUAGCCAUGAAGUGCUUUGAAAGGCUGGUCAUGGCUCACAUCAACACCAUUAUCCCAGAAACCCUAGACCCACCCUAAUUUGCAUACCGCCCCAACAGAUCCACAGAUGAUGCAAUCUCUAUUGCACUCCACACUGCCCUUUCCCAACUGGACAAGAGGAACACCUACGUGAGAAUGCUAUUCAUUUACUACAGCUCAGCAUUCAACACCAUAGUGCCCUCAAAGCUCAUCACUAAGCUAAGGAUCCUGGGACUAAACACCUCCCUCUGCAACUGGAUCCUGGACUUCCUGACGGGCCACCCCCAGGUGGUAAGGGUAGGUAACAACACAUCUGCCACACUGAUCCUCAACACGGGGGCCCCUCAGGGGUGCGUGCUCAGUCCUCUCCUGUACUCCCUGUUCACCCAUGACUGCAUGGCCAGGCACGACUCCAACACCAUCAUUAAGUUUGCCGACAACACAACAGUGGUAGGCCUGAUCACAGACAACGAUGAUACAGCCUAUAGGGAGGAGGUCAGAGACCUGGCCGUGUGGUGCCAGGAUAACAACCUCUCCCUCAACGUGACCAAGACAAAGGAGAUGAUUGUGGACUACAGGAAAAAAAAGAGGACUGAGCACGCCCCCAUUCUCAUCGACGGGGCUGUAGUGGAACAGGUUGAGAGCUUCAAGUUCCUUGGUGUCCACAUCACCAACAAACUAUCAUGGUCCAAACACACCAAGACAGUCGUGAAGAGGGCACAACAAAGCCUAUUCCCCCUCAGGAGACUGAAAAGAUACGGCAUGGGUCCUCAGAUCCUCAAAAAAUUAUACAGCUGCACCAUCGAGAGCAUCCUGACUGGUUGCAUCACUGCCUGGUAUGGCAACUGCUUGGCCUCCGACUGCAAGGCACUACAGAGGGUAGUGCGUACGGCCCAGUACAUCACUGGGGCCAAGCUUUUUGCCAUCCAGGACCUCUAUACCAGGCGGUGUCAGAGGAAGGCCCUCAAAAUUGUCAAAGACUCCAGCCACCCUAGUCAUAGACUGUUCUCUCUGCUACCGCACGGCAAGCGGUACCGGAGUGCCAAGUCUAGGUCCAAAAGACUUCUCAACAGCUUCUACCCCCAAGCCAUAAGACUCCUGAACAGCUAAUCAUGGCUACCCGGACUAUUUGCACUGCCCCCCCCCCCCACCCCAUCUUUUUACGCUGCUGCUACUCUGUUAAUUAUUUAUGCAUAUUCACUUUAACUCUACCCACAUGUACAUAUUACUUCAACUACCUCAACUAGCCGGUGCCCCCGCACAUUGACUCUGCACCGGUACCCCCCUGUAUAUAUAGCCUCCCUACUGUUAUUUUAUUUUACUUCUGCUCUUUCUUUUCUCAACACUUUUUUGUUGUUGUUUUAUUUUACUUUUUUAUUAAAAAUAAAUGCACUGUUGGUUAAGGGCUGUAAGUAAGCAUUUCACUGUAAUGUCUGCACCUGUUGUAUUCGGCGCAUGUGGCCAAUAACAUUUGAUUUGAUUUGAUUUGUUUCUUUCAUAUUGGGGCCACUGUGGGGUAGCAGUUAUAGAAGUUACAGUUAUAGGCCUUAUGUCUUGCUUGAUAAGGAAAUACUCUAACUGUUUGUCUCUGAUUUCUGAGAAUUGUCUGAGGGAUGUGAUGAAACAAGAUCUAUGUUCAGUUGUCAUGUUGAAUUAAUUCAGCAACAUUUUAAAUCCACAGGUUCUUUGGCGCCAGUUUCUGAAGUUCAAGGAGACAGAGCUGCCUGCAAAGGAAGCUGACAAGAAUCGAUCCAAACACAUCUACAAGUCAUUUGAGGUUAGUAAAUAAACCUCUAAAAAGAGAAGAAGGUGCAAGCCGAAACACCCAGAGUGAAUUUUUUUUAAACUAAAGAAUAGUUACAUCAACUAACUGUAUCAAAUAAAUGCUGGCCCUUUUUUUGAAAGUCUUCCUGACUUGCCUGUAUGUGUCUGUCCUUGCAGGGUGCAGUUCAGGUCGGUCAUGUCAAGGUGCCCCCAGGGAUCCACCCUAUCGAUGUGGAGAAGGAGUGGGGUCAUCUGCAUGUAGCCAUACUGGAGAGAGAGCGUCUUCUAAGGACAGAAUUUGAGAGGUGGGUCAGCCAUUAUACAGACGUACAAAACUGUGGUGUUUGAGAUUAUACCUUCAUCUGUGAGAUGAUGCUGAAAUCUGUUACAAGUGUUUUUGUUAGAUGGAGUUUUGAGGAGAAAUUCUCGAUUUAGGGACUCUGUCACAUGGUGUUUCUGUUGUGUUUCAGUUGUUAAAGCAACCUCAGUUUUUAUUAGAAGUAAUAAAUGAAACAAGACAUAAAACAUUGUUAAAAAAUUGCAUUUAAACCCCAAAGGCUUCUGUAACUAUGUGACUGCUGUUGUGACGAGUACUGAGGCUACGAAGAGGCAGGAUUCAGACACAGGAAUCAACAAUGUAAAGGUUUACUUAACACUGAGCAAGAGAACAACAAAGAGCGAGUACACGACAAGACACUAACAAUCACACACAACACAACACUGAACAGUCCAGGGCUGUAUAGGGGUGGUGAUGAGAUGAUGAGAUGAUGAGAUGAUGAUGUGCAGGUGUGCUGGAGGUGAUUAGGGUGCGUUGGGUUUCCAUUCCGUUGUUGCCGAGGAGGUGCGCUCAGACCGGUGGCUCAGUGGACCGGUGAAUCAGAGCGCCGGAGGGGAGCAACGGGAGGAGACGUGACAGUACCCCCCCCCCCCCCCCCCCGGUCACGAGGCUACCGCAGCAGGACGUCACCAGCCAGGAGGAUGACCCCGAGGAGCGGGCCGGUCAGGGCCGCGACGGUGGAAGUCCCGAAUUAGGUUGGGGUCCAGAACGUCCCCAGCCGGAACCCAGCUCCUCUCCUCAGGACCAUACCCCUCCCAGUCCACCAGGUAACGGAGCCGUCCUCCACGGAACCUGGAGUCCAGCAGGUCCCUCACCGCAUAUCCUCAGGAACCACUGGCCUGAGGAGAGACACAUGAAAAGUGGAUGAGAUACGGUAGUGAGGGGGAAGGAGCAGCCGGUACGAUACCUCAUUUAGCCGCCGGAGGACCUUAAACGGCCCCACAAACCGGGGGCUCAGUUUCUUGCAGUGCAGGCGGAGAGGGAGGUUUUUAGUGGACAGCCAGACACGAUCACCAGGCUGGAAUACAGGGGCCUCACUGCGGUGGCGGUCGGCUUGGUCCUUCUGCCGACGAAUGGCCCUCUGGAGAUGGACAUAGGCGGCGUCCCAGACCUAUCCAGCCCUGCGGAACCACUCGUCGACAGCGGGCGCAUCGGUCUGGCUGGGUGUCCAAGGGGCCAGGGCCGGCUGGUACCCCAGGACGCACUGGAAGGGAGUGAGCCCUGUGGAGGAGUGAACGAGGGAGUUCUGGGCAUAUUCUGCCCAGGGAAGAAACCUCGCCCACUCACCCUGCCAGUCCUGACAGUGGCAACGAAGAAACCUCUUCAGCUCCUGGUUUAUGCGCUCCACCUGCCCAUUCGACUGAUGCCUAUACCCAGAAGUGAGGCUGGCCGUGGCCCCAAUCUUCUCCAGGAAAGCCUUCCACACUCGGGAGGUGAAUUGGGGGCCAUGGUCCAAGACAAUGUCCUCCGGAAGUCCAUAAUGCCGGUAGACCUGUUGGAACAGGACCUCAGCGACCUGGAGAGCAGAAGGAAGACCAGUUAGUGGCAAAAAACAGCAUGAUUUGGAGAACCUGUCUACGACCACCAGGACUGUGGUGAAGCCGUCAGAACAUGGGAGGUCGGUGACAAAGUCUAUGGACAGGUGUGACCAAGGUCGCUGAGGCACUGGGAGAGGAACUAGUUUGCCUGCCGGGGCAUUCCGAGGUGUCUUCGUUUGGGCACAUUCGGAACAGGAGUUGACAUAGCGGGAGACAUCAGCAGCCAAGGUGGGCCACCAGUAUUGUUGUGAGAGAGAAUGUAGGGUGCGCGUCAUACCGGAGUGCCCUGCCGAAAGGGUGGUGUGCGCCCAGAUCAGCAGGCGGUCACGGACCCUGGUGGGUACAUUCACGCGCACCGGAGGGGCGUUGGCAGGUGCUGGGUCCUCCUGAGCCGACAGGCGGAUGUCUUCGUCCAUAUCCCAAACGACAGGUGCCACGAUGAGAGACGGAGGCAGUAUAGGACCCCCCAGAUCCUUCCUUUCUCCGGAAUGGUGCAUCCUGGAGAGUGCAUCGGCUUUCACAUUCAUCCAGAUCCUGGGCGGUAGGACAGAAUAAACUGAAAGCGAGUAAGAAAAUUGGGCCCAAUUGACGUGACAAGAGUUCAUCAGUUUCGCUGCAUGUAUGUGCUCCAAAUUCCGGUGGUCAGUGAGAAUCCGGAAUGGACCCAUCCAGCCAGUGUCUCCAUUCCUCCAGAGCGAGGACCACCGCCAACAGCUCCCUGUCUCCAACUCCAUAGUUCCUCUCUGCGGGGUUAAGCUUUUUUGAGAAAAAGGCACAGGGAUACAUUUUCUCUGGCAUACCUUGCCACUGGGAGAGGGCCCCACCCACGCCCUCCUCAGAUGCGUCCACCUCCAGGAUGAAGGAUGAGCUGGAUCUGGGUGUUUUAGGAGGGGCACUGUGGUGAACCUCUCCUUCAGCCUCUUGAAGGCAGCGUCAGCCUCAGGGUUCCAGGCUGGCUUCUGAGGCCCACCCUUAAAGAGAGAGGUGAGCAGGGCGGCUAUGGAGCUGAAUGACCUGAUGAAACGCUGGUAGAAAUGUGCGAAGCCCAGGAAGCUCUGUAGGCCCUUGAUGGUGAUGGGGACUGGCCCUGACCUGACGGUGUCUGUCUUCGCUUUUUCCAUGAACACCCCCUGAGGACUGAUCCUGUAUCCCAGGAAGGAGAUGGCCUGUUGGUGGAAUUCACAUUUCUCCCUCUUCACCAACAGGCUGUGUUCCCGAAGGCGGAGUAGAACCGCUCUGACGUGCUCCUCGAACGUAGCCGAGUAGAUCAGGAUAUCGUCAAUGUACACCACCACCUGUCUACUCAGCAUGUUUCGAAACACGUCAUAGACGAAGGACUGGAACACAGAAGGUGCGUUGGCGAGGCCGUAGGGCAUGACGCAGUAUUCAUAGUGGCCUGAGGUAGUGCUGAAUGCAGUCUUCCACUCGUCUCCUUCCUGGAUUCGGAUCAGGUUGUAGGCACUCCUCAGGUCUAACAUGGUAAAGUACCGGGCCCCUCGCAGCUGCUAGAUGGCAGACGGAACCAGAGGGAGGGGUAGCUGUACUUGGUGGUGACUGCGUUCAGCCCCCAGUAGUCAAUGCACGGCCUCAGUCCUCCAUCUUUUUUGGCCACGAAGAAGAAGCUGGCGGAGGCAGGAGAGGUAGAGCGUCUGAUGAACCCCUGUUUCAGGGUCUCCACCACAUACUUCUCCAUGGCCUCAGUCUCCGCUUUGGAGAGGGAGUAAACGCGACUCUUCAGGGGGUGUUGUCCCUCCAGCAGGUCAAUGGCGCAGUCCCAGGGCCUGUGAGGAGGGAGACACUUAGCCUUGGAGGCAGAGAAGACAUCGGAGAGAUCUGCGUACUCACAUAGAAUUUUGGGCUGGAGGGCGGACUCCGGACUCUCCACUGACGUGGAACAACAAACCACCGGCAGGCAGGUCCUCCGGCAUUAGGGGGACCAGGCUGUGAUCCUCUUGGUGAUCCAAUUGAUGGUGGGGUUGUGUAGUCUGAGCCAGGGCAAUCCCAAGACAAUCCGGUGAAGGGGUGACGUGACGAUGUGGAAGGACAGCUCCUCGUGGUGCUCCGGUAGUGUGGGAAUGGUGAUGUGUUGGGGAGAGUGACGUGCGUAAUGGUGCCUGAUCCAAGUGGUUUAUUGGCCAGCGAGGUGAUGUGUAGCGGAGAAGGCAGUGGCAUGAUGGACAACCCCCAUUCAGAGACCAGAUCCCCAUCUAUAAGGUUCCCUGCUGAUCCGGAAACUAUAAUUGCCGUGGAAAGCGAAGAGAAGGAAGAACCAUUCACAGUUAGGGGAACUAAAAACAAUGGUUUGGUGACAGUUGAUGACAGAACACUCACGGAGCGGCGACGGGAGUCAUACCGCCUAGAUAGCGAACCACCAGGAGAUCUGUGGUCCGUGGUGGUGUAGGGGGUGCUGCCCACCUCCAUGGGUGAGGACUCGGAAGCAGGGUGGCUUCCAUAGCUCCGAUGGGGUAGCGUCGAGGCUCCAGGAGGUGUUGGGAAUGCUGUCGGUCUCUCAACAUGUCGUCAAGACAAGUGGACGUGGCGAUGAGGGUAUCAAGGUCCAUCUCAUCGUCCCAACAUGCGAGUUCCAUCGUGAUGUCCUCCCGUAAGCCUCUCCUGAAGGCCAUGCGCAGAGCACGCUCAUUCCAGCCGGAAGAUGCCGCCACCGUGCGAAAGCUUAGGGCUUACUCAAACGCGGCCCCCUCUCCCUGUUGUAGCCAGAGGAGACGCUCACCCCCGUCCUUUCUCUCCGUGGGAUGAUUGAACACCACCCUGAACCGAGUGAAAAAGGUGGAGUAGGGAAGCGCCGUGGCCUCACCUCCUUCCCAGACUGCCGUGGCCCAAUCCAGCGCCUUUCCCUUCAGUAGCGAAAUCACCAGCGCUAUCCUGACUCGCCAGAUACAGUGAAACCUGUAGCAGGAAGCCUCUACAUUUCGUUGUUUUCCCGUCAUAGCACUCCGGCAGGGCGAUGGGUCCUUCAGACGUCGGUGAUAGCAGGGGAGGAGGUGGACUGGGUGCACUCGCCGCUCCCUGAGGUAGAACCGGAGCGAUGGUCAGUUUAUGCAGCGUUUGGAGCACCUCCUGAAUGGCGGCGUUCAGCUGGGCAAUCUGCUGCUGGUGCUGGUAGAGGCGCUGGGAAACUUCAGGAGGAUUACCUGCUGCAUCCAUCUUCGUGAUUGGUGUGUGAUUCUGUGACGAGUACUGAGGAUACGAAGAGGCAGGACACAGACGCAGGAAUCAACUACAGUGGGGAAAAAAAGUAUUUAGUCAGCCACCAAUUGUGCAAGUUCUCCCACUUAAAAAGAUGAGAGAGGCCUGUAAUUUUCAUCAUAGGUACACGUCAACUAUGAAAGACAAAAUGAGGGGAAAAAAUCCAGAAAAUCACAUUGUAGGAUUUUUUAUGAAUUUAUUUGCAAAUUAUGGUGGAAAAUAAGUAUUUGGUCAAUAACAGAAGUUUCUCAAUACUUUGUUAUAUACCCUUUGUUGGCAAUGACACAGGUCAAACGUUUUCUGUAAGUCUUCACAAGGUUUUCACACACUGUUGCUGGUAUUUUGGCCCAUUCCUCAAUGCAGAUCUCCUCUAGAGCAGUGAUGUUUUGGGGCUGUCGCUGGGCAACACGGACUUUCAACUCCCUCCAAAGAUUUUCUAUGGGGUUGAGAUCUGGAGACUGGCUAGGCCACUCCAGGACCUUGAAAUGCUUCUUACGAAGCCACUCCUUCGUUGCCCGGGCGGUGUGUUUGGGAUCAUUGUCAUGCUGAAAGACCCAGCCACAUUUCAUCUUCAAUGCCCUUGCUGAUGGAAGGAGGUUUUCACUCAAAAUCUCACGAUACAUGGCCCCAUUCAUUCUUUCCUUUACACGGAUCAGUCGUCCUGGUCCCUUUGCAGAAAAACAGUCCCAAAGCAUGAUGUUUCCACCUCCAUGCUUCACAGUAGGUAUGGUGUUCUUUGGAUGCAACUCAGCAUUCUUUGUCCUCCAAACACGACGAGUUGAGUUUUUACCAAAAAGUUCUAUUGUGGUUUCAUCUGACCAUAUGACAUUCUCCCAAUCCUCUUCUGGAUCAUCCAAAUGCACUCUAGCAAACUUCAGACGGGCCAGGACAUGUACUGGCUUAAGCAGGGGGACACGUCUGGCACUACAGGAUUUGAGUCCCUGGCGGCGUAGUGUGUUACUGAUGGUAGGCUUUGUUACUUUGGUCCCAGCUCUCUGCAGGUCAUUCACUAGGUCCCCCCGUGUGGUUCUGGGAUUUUUGCUCACCGUUCUUGUGAUAAUUUUGACCCCACGGGGUGAGCUCUUGCGUGGAGCCCCAGAUCGAGGGAGAUUAUCAGUGGUCUUGUAUGUCUUCCAUUUCCUAAUAAUUGCUCCCACAGUUGAUUUCUUCAAACUAAGCUGCUUACCUAUUGCAGAUUCAGUCUUCCCAGCCUGGUGCAGGUCUAAAAUUUUGUUUCUGGUGUCCUUUGACAGCUCUUUGGUCUUGGCCAUAGUGGAGUUUGGAGUGUGACUGUUUGAGGUUGUGGACAGGUGUCUUUUAUACUGAUAACAAGUUCAAACAGGUGCCAUUAAUACAGGUAACGAGUGGAGGACAGAGGAGCCUCUUAAAGAAGAAGUUACAGGUCUGUGAGAGCCAGAAAUCUUGCUUGUUUGUAGGUGACCAAAUACUUAUUUUCCACCAUAAUUUGCAAAUAAAUUCAUUAAAAAUCCUACAAUGUGAUUUUCUGGAUUUUUUUUCCUCAAUUUGUCUGCCAUAGUUGACGUGUACCUAUGAUGAAAAUUACAGGCCUCUCUCAUCUUUUUAAGUGGGAGAACUUGCACAAUUGGUGGCUGACUAAAUACUUUUUUCCCCCACUGUAUGUAAAGGUUUACUUAACACUGAGCAAGAGAACAACAAAGAGCGAGUACACGACGACAACACAACACUGAACAGUCCAGGGCUAUAUAGGGGUGGUGAUGAGAUGAUGAGGUGCAGGUGCGCUAGAGGUGAUUAGGGUGCGCUGGGUUUCCAUUCCGGUAUUGCCGAGGUGGUGCGCUCAGACCGGUGGCUCAGUAGACCGGCGAAUCAGAGCACCGGAGGGGAGCAACGGGAGGAGACGUGACAGCUGUAACUAUGUGGAUUAUAACCAGUUUGGUGGAUGUGAGAAGACAUUGUGAGAUAAAGAUAGCUGGACAACCCCACAAUGAAUCAUUGAAAGAUCCAGACACUGCCGUUUCCAUGGCAAAGAGUUCAAAACCUUUCAAUAAUGUGAUUAGUUGUCUCCUUGCAAGUUAUUAUCGGACAAUCCUUUCCAAAUCACAAGCAGGGUGUAUGUCGUUUCUGGUAAGAGUUGGUCUCUCAUCACAAGACUUCCAGUCUUAACGUAAGCAGUCAGGGCAGCGGCCGGGUAAGCUACUGUGGGCUGUGAGUCACGGCACAGCUAACCACUCAAGACCUUAUCACAUUACAACAUCCUGUGGACAGUCAUCAUAGCUACUGGGGAGGACAAGCUGUCUGUGAAUCCAUCAUGGCCUUUGCCAGUCAGAGCUAUGGUUUAGAGUAUUUACUUCGCAAGAAGAUCGAGAAGGAGUGAGUGUUUUACCGUGCCUGCAUAACGUUUCUGAGAUGGAGACAUACAUGCGCCAUUAAGCGAGGGUUACUCUUUGGCCGGGUUUGAAAAAUGUAUUAUUGUAUCUUUAUUCAACAAGGUUGUCCCAUUGAUGUCAAAAUACUUAUUUCACAAGGGAUCUGGCCAAGGGGCCAGUGUUGUCUUUGAGGAGAGUAUUGCCAGUCAUGAUUUACAGUACCAUCAUUGAGUUAUCUCGUUACCUCAUUAGACGAUACCUCAGCCUAAGAGCUGAGUUAUGAUAGACUGUGGAACAUGUCUCAACUGAUGUGUUGACCUUUGACCCUCAGGCUGGAGCGGCUGCAGAGGAUUGUCAGUAAGGUCCAGAUGGAGUCUGGGGUGUGUGAGGAGCAGCUCAACCAGGUUGAGGGCCUGCUACAGACGGUGAGUCUCACACCCUGUCGGGGCAGACAGUCACUAGCCAAUAUAGACUGUAUAAUGUACAGUCUGUGGCCUAACAGAUUUGUCACUACAAACCCAUGCUAGACUGAGUCUAGUCAAUGAUACAGUGAAUUAAUACCCCUCAGUUAUGCGAGACUGGAUGUGUUCUGAUGUUCAAAAGCAUUCUCAGGCCUGAUGUCUGAUGGACUGAUGUCUACUGAUGCUUUAUUCAAGAUGGAACACAUGGUGUCAUGGUGUUUAGACUGUAUCUAUCUUCUAGGAUGUCCGUUUGCUGAGCUCAGGAAAGCCUGCUAUGCACACAGCAGAGGUAGAGACAGACCUGGACAAGGCCGAGGGCAUGAUCCGGUACCUCUUCAAUGACGUGCAGUUGCUGAAGGAUGGACGCCACCUACAAGCUGAACAGAUGUACCGCAGGUCAGAACAACCACUGCAUUACUGUCAUUCACUCAGAGCAUUACUGUAUUAUUGUGAGGCCUUUUGCGACACGGGAUGACACCUUAGCCCUUACUGUAUUGUAACUAUUAUAUUAUUACUAUGUCUUUACAUAUUUAUGACAACUUGUUCAAUCCAAUUGAUUGAAAUACCUGUUUUGUUGUUAUUGAACGAGUCAUCAUUGUUCCUGCUGUUUUACCUCUAGAGUGUACCGUCUCCACGAGCGGCUGGUGAACCUGCGCAGUGAGUACAAUCUGCGCCUGAAGUCCGGGGUAACCACCACCCAGAUACCCAUGUCCCAGAUGCAGACCCUCCAGCAGGCCCCCAUGAGGGUGCGUCCCGAGCUGGACGAGGUGACCCUGCGCUACAUCCAGGACCUGCUGGCCUGGGUGGAGGAGAACCAGAGGCGGGUGGACCGGGGGGAAUGGGGCUCGGACCUGCCCUCCGUGGAGUCCCAGCUGGGCAGCCACCGUGGCCUGCACCAGUCAGUGGAGGAGUUCCAUGCUAAGAUCGGCAGGGCAAAAGCAGACGAGGUACAUUGGGAAAACCUACCUGGGAUGGGAUUGGAAUUGGACUGAUUCAGUCAUACCAUCAUUGAUCCUCUUUGGUUAAUGCCAAAAUGUAGUCUGACUGCUUCUUUAUUUAACCCUGCUUCUUCUCUAAUCUUUAGUCUCUUUUUCUAUUCCCCUUCAGAGUCAGCUCUCCCCUGUCAGCAAAGGUGCCUACAGAGACAACUUAUCCAAGCUGGAGUUGCAUUAUGGCAAGCUUCUGGUAUGUUCUAGACUCAAGAUAUUAACGUACAACAACAACUUUUCAACUAUCUGCCAUUUAUCAAAUGGGUCUUCUCCAAUCUCAUUUAUAUUAUUUUCUCCUCAGAGUUCUUCCAAGGCUCGUCUGCGCAGCCUGGACGGGCUUCAUGCCUUUGUCACUGCAGCCACCAAGGAGUUGAUGUGGCUGAAUGAAAAGGAAGAGGAGGAAGUUAACUAUGACUGGAGUGAACGGAACACCAACAUGACCACCAAGAAAGACAACUACUCGGUAUGGCUGUUCUCAUCCUCACCAUAGCUGGAAAGUUCAACCUCAGUUAAAUACGAAGAGAGUUAGGCAUAGGACGGUAUCUUGUAGGGUAAAGUAAAAAGUUAUUGCACUGUACAGAACAGUAGUACUGCCAUCUUUAAUUAGCUUGUGAUCAGAUUCUGUUUAAUUAUAAUUUUUUGUAUUUGUAUUUAUUAAGUAUCCCCAUUAGCUGCAUCCAAGGCAGCAGCUACUCUUCCUGGGGUCCAAACACAUUAAGGCAAUUACAUCACACAUAAAACAAAAGAUAAAACAGUACAUCAUAUAACAUUAUUACACUACAUAUCUACAAUACAAACAUUUAUAAUACCACCAUACAACAAUAUUACAAUGUAAGUGUGUGUAGAAUGCGUGCGCUAGCGUGUGUGUGCAUAUGCGUGUGUCUGUUCCUGUUUGUGUGUAUCUCUUCACAGUCCCCGCUGUUCAAUAAGGUGUAUUUUUAUCAGUUUUUUAAAUCUAAUUAUACUGCUUGCAUCAGUUACCUGAUGUGGAAUAGAAUUCCAUGUAGUCAUGGCUCUAUAUAGUACUGUGCGCCUCCCAUAGUCUGUUCUUGACUUGGGGAUUGUGAAGAGACCUCUGGAGGCAUGUCUUGUGGGGUAUGCAUGGGUGUCCGAGCUGUGUGCUAGUAGUUUAAACAGACACCUUAGUGCAUUCAGCAUGUCAACACUUCUUACAAAAACAAGUAGUGAUGAAGUCAAUCUCUCCUCCACUUUGAGCCACGUUAGCUCUCUGUGUACAUUUAAGGGCCUCUUUGUGGCACCUGACCACACGAUUGAACAGUAGUCCAGGUGCGACAAAACUAGGGCCUGUAGGACCUGCCUUGUUGAUAGUGUUGUUAAGAAGGUAAAGCAGCGCUUUAUUAUGGACAGGCUUCUCCCCAGCUUAGCUACUGUUGUAUCAACAUGUUUUGACUAUGACAGUUUACAAUCCAGGGUUACUCCAAGCAGUUUAGUCCCCUCAACUUAUUGAAUUUCCACAUUAUUUAUUACAAGAUUUAGUUGAGGUGAAUGAUUUGUCCCAAAUACAAUGCUUUUAGUUUAUGAAAUAUUUAGGACUAACUUAUUCCUUGACACCCAUUCUGAAACUAACUGCAGAUCUUUGUUAAGUGUUACAGUGAUUUCACUCACUGUAGUAGCGGACGUGUAUAGUGUUGAGUCAUCCGCAUACAUAGACACACUGGCUUCACUCAAAGCCAAUGGCAUGUCAUUAGUAAAAAUGGAAAAAAGUAAGGGGCCUAGACAGUUGCCCUGGGGAAUUCCUGAUUCUACCUGGAUUAUUUUGGAGAGGCUUCCAUUAAAGAACACCCUCUGUGUUCUGUAAGACAGAUAACUCUUUAUCUACAAUAUAGCAGGGGGUGUAAAGCCAUACACAUAUGUUUUCUAGCAAGAGCUAUGAUCAAUAAUGUCAAAAGCCACGCUGAAGUCUUACAAAACAGCUCCCACAAUAUUUUGAUCAUCAAUUUCUCUCAGCCAAUCAUCAGUCAUUUAUGUAAGUGCCGUGAUUGUUGAAUGUCCAUCCAUAUAAGCAUGCUGAAAGUCUGUUGUCAAUUUAUUUACUGUAAAAUAGCAUUGUAAAUGGUCAAACACCAUUUUUUCCAAAAGUUUAUUAAGGGUUGGUAACAGGCGGAUUGGUCAGCUAUUUGAGCCAGUAAAGGGGGCUUUGCUGUUCUUGGGUAGCAGAAUGACUUUUCCUUCCCUCCAGGCCUGAGGGCACACACUUUCUAGUAGGCUUAGAUUGAAGAUAUGGCAAAUAGGAGUAGCAAUAUCGUCCGCUAUUAUCCUCAAUCAUUUUCUAUCCAAGUUGUCAGACGCCGGUGGCUUGUCAUUGUUGAUAGACAACAAUACGUUUUUCACCUCUUUCACACUCAAUUACGGAAUUAAAAAUUACAAUACUUGUCUUUCAUAAUUUGAUCAGUUAUACUUGGAUGUGUAGUGUCAGCAUUUGUUGCUGGCAUGUCAUGCCUAAAUUGGCUAAUCUUGCCAAUGAAAAAAUCAUUAAAGUAAUUAAUUUAUUAUGAUUAGGGAUGCACUUGCAUAUCUAGUAAUAUCCCCCCUCUUGCCAUAACUCUGAGUGUUUUCUUUGGUUUAUUUCAGGGGUUGAUGAAAGAGCUGGAGCACAGGGAGAAGAGGGUCAACAGUGUCCAGGUCCAAGGAGAUAAACUGCUGAAGGAGGGACACCCUGCCAAGACGACUGUAGAGGUGAGAAAAAAUACUUAAUAUCACCAGGAAUUCAGCUAAAAAUGAUUUAAAUUGAGGAAAUAUGUUCCCAAGUAUUUCAUCAAUGAAUAAAAAUAAAGAUUUGUGAUUGUGUCUCAAUGUAAUCAAGGUAUGAAAUUAUCAUGUUAUCUUCAAAAACAAUCUCUUUUUGGGAUUACUUGUGUUCAAUUUACGGUGGUUAAAUUAUUAUAAUUAUGUUCCGGCCCCUUGACCAUCCGCUCAGACAAAAAUCAUCCCGCGGCUAAAUCUAGUGGCCUACCCCUGUAUUACAGUAUGUAUUUAACACUUUGUCUUUUAUGUCUUAGAGCAGAGGACAUGAGAAUAGGUGGUUUGUUAAAGCUCUUUUUUUAAGAGGCCAAUUGUUGUCUCACACCCAUUUCUCUCUCUCCACUAAAGGCCUUCACUGCAGCCCUGCAGACCCAGUGGAGCUGGAUCCUGCAGCUUUGCUGUUGCAUCGAGUCCCACCUGAAAGAGAACACUGCCUACUUCCAAGUAUGCCAACUCAUAUAUCCCCCUCAGAUAGUCCAAUGAGCAUAAAAACACUUCUUAAAAUACAUCAUCCUAUCUUUAAAACGGUUUGUGCUCCUCCUUUUCUACCCGUUGUAGUUUUUCUCUGACGUGAAAGAGGCAGAGGAGAAGAUGAAAAAGAUGCAGAAGACAAUGAAGAAGAAAUACACGUGCGACCGUAACAUUACUGUAACACGACUCGAGGACUUGUUACAGGACGCAGUUGUAGGUUGACUUACUCUACUUGAAGAAGUGAAGAGGAAAUUCAGCAACUCUACUUCAGUGACAUUACUAAAGCAACAGCACCUGUCAUUGUCUGUUUUAUUCAAUACAAUGUGGUGUUUUCUAUAUAGGAUGAGAAGGAGCAACUGAAAGAGUUUAAGACCCACUUGGAUGGGAUGAAUCGGAGGGCCAAGACCAUUGUCCAGCUGAAGCCACGUAACCCUGCUACACCAGUCAAGGGCAAAGUGCCUGUCCAGGCCGUCUGCGACUUCAAACAGAUGGAGGUGAGGAGAUAUUAAUGUUCAUGUGACCAGCUUUCCAGUGGAGGAGCAAACACUCUUAGGCUACUACUUAGUACACUGUAAACCCCAAGGCAGUUUUAACUCAAAUACUUCUAGUAAGUUGUACUCAAAGUCAAUGAAAAGUAAUUAUUACUUAAAAUGUUUGUUGUACUGACUCAAAACUAAAUGAGAAGUCACACUAACUCUGUUUUUUAAAGAUAUGAUAACAAAUGAACUUUUUCCCAGCAUGCUCUAAUGCAGGUUGAUAAAAAAAUUUUAUUUAUAAAGAUCUGUGUUUUUGCAUGUACAUUGAGUGAUUGAUUGAUUAAAUGUUAUGCUACACAAAGAUAAAUAACAUUUAACUAAACUAAUCCAAUCAUUGCAUUUUUGUACCUGUUACUGAAAUGGUUGUUCCAGUUUAAAUGGCUUAGGUCGUCUCCUCCCACUGUUCUUAACCCUAGCAGUCAUUAUGAAUACAGGUUGCGGGUGAAUACAGAUUUCAACUGUUGGGUAGCCUAACUCUGGCUAGAUUCCAAUUGGAGUUACACAUCACUUUGCAAGCCAGCAUAAUGUAAUUUACAAUUAGGGUUGUAAAAUUCUGGUAAAAUUCUGAGGUUUUCCAGAAAUCCUGGUUGGAAUAUUACUAGAAGUUUUGGGAAAGUUUGUGGAAUUUUGCAACCCUACUUGCAGGCCUGAUGUGACCGGUAAACUAUGAGUUUCAGGCCACUGUAUAAGGCCUUAUGUAUUUGUAAUGGUUUUAUUAUAAUGAUAACAUUUGCCUAGGAACUCACUUGGUGAAGGCCACAGGACUGAAAAUGAACGAAUUCAACAACCAUGUCUCUGUCACUAACAAUUACAGUCAUGGGUGGUAACUCUACAAUUCAAUUGAAGAGCCAAGGCACACGGGAAAUGAUUGGAGGCGUGGCUUAGUGGGGGUGUUAAAUUUAAGUAUACCUUAUUCAAAAAACUGCAUUUGUAUUACUCAUAUGAAGGUAAUACUGCUCACUUCAGCUAUUUAAGUUUCUUGACUUAAUUUUUUUGAGGUAAUCGGUUUCCUCAAUUUUUGAGCAGCCAGGACUUAUCCGUUUUUAUAGUGUAUAAGCGCAUUCUAUCAGAAUCAGUGGAAAUGUAGUGUUUAUUCAAAGCAUACACUGAGUGUACAAAACAUUAUGAACACCUGCUCUUUCCAUGACACAGACUGACCAGGUGACUGGUGAAAGCGAUGAUCUCUUUUUGAUGUUACCUGUUAAAUGCACUUCAAUCAGUGUAGAUGAAGGGGAGGAGACAGGUUAAAGAAUACUUUUUUUUGCAUUGAGACAUGGAUUGUGUAUGUGUGCCAUUCAGAGGGUGAAUGGGCAAGACAGAAUAUUUAAGUGGCUUUGAACAGGGUGUGGUAGUUGGUGCCAGGCGCACCGGUUCGACACCUUGUAGAGUCCAUGCCCCGACAAAUUGAGGCUGUUCUGAGGGCAAAAGGGUGUUCCUAAUAUUUUGUACACUCAGUGUAGAUGAGUGACACUUAGAAGUAGAAAAUCAGUAGUAUCUGUUGAUUUUAUUUAUCUAUUUAUCUAUUAGUCAAGCUUGAAGGCUUGUCAUUAGAACUGGUCAGAUACAGUACAACGUGGACGUCCAUUUUGUACCUCUUUCCAGCUCACAGUCCACAGAGGGGAGGAGUGUGCAUUGCUGGACAACUCUCAGCCGUACAAGUGGAAAGUGCAGAACCCCAAAGGCAGCAAGGCCACCGUGCCCUCCAUCUGUUUCCUGGUUCCUCCCACCAAUAAGGACGCAGUGAGCGGCGUCUCAGGGUGAGGCGACCAAUCAUCUCCUUGCCAUAAAACAACAUGGCAAAAACCUUUGAUUUAGCCUUACCAUUAACAACAUUAGCCUGGUACCAGAUCUUUUUGUGCUCUUGCCCACUCCAUUGUCAUUAUCAUUCCAAACAUGUUUGGCAUGACAAUUCCAUAAGGAGUUGGCAAGAGAGCAGAAACAGACUGGCUACCAGACUAAAAUAGCAUGGCUAAAACCUUUGAUUUAGCCCUUUGAUUUAACCUUUGACAGACCUUUGAUGCCUCGUAAAGACGUUUGACCCCAGCACCUGUAUGGUUCACUAACCUUUAACCUACCCCCACAGUCUGGACGCUAGUCACCAGAACCUGCUGGUCCUGUGGCAGAUGCUGUACGUGGACAUGAAGAGCCUCAUGUCCUGGCAGUACCUGAUGAGAGACAUCCACCUCAUCACCUCAUGGAACAUCACCAUGGUGAGCUCAUAGUUUCACACAGGCUGUGUCUCAAAUGGAACCUUAUUCCCUAUGUAGUGCACCUUGGUCAAAGGUAGUGCACUACAUAGGGAAUAGGGUGUCAUUUGGGAUGUACCCAUAGACUUUUUGGAGACAGUAGAUCAGAGAAUAAAGGACAUGUUUUAGUUAUUAGAUGGGUGGGGCGGCAGGUAGCUUAGUGGGUAAGAGCGUUGUGCCAGUAACCGAAAGGUUGCUGGUUCUAAUCCCUGAGCCGACUAGGUGAAAAAUCUGUUGAUGUGCCCAUAAGCAAGGCACUUAACCCUAAUUGCUCAUGUAAGUCGCUCUGGAUAAGAGUGUCUGCUAAAUGACUAAAAUGUAAUGUAAAUGGUGUCUCUUGGUUGUAGAAUUGAAUUACGCCCACAGAAUGAUUUAUUCUUAGCUAUACAAUUCCAAAGGUACUGGAAUGGGGGGUUCGAAUGGAAUUCAGGCAAAGAGAGUAUAACACUCUUCCUAACCACGCUCACCCUCCCUAUCUUUCUUCUUUCACUACAGUUUAAGACCCUGAGGGUGGAGGAGUACAGGCUAGCUUUGAGGAACCUGGAACUCCACUACCAAGACUUCUUAAGAGACAGCCAGGACUCCCAGCUGUUUGGUGCAGACGACCGCAUGCAGGUGCAGAGUGGCUACAACAAGGCCAGCCAGCACUACGAAGGACUGCUGCACUCUGUGGAGAAAGGUGAGUGUUGGACAUCUGGGCAGAUAGAGGGUCUGUAUAGUACAAGAAGUAGCAUCCAACCAUGUUAUUUUUUAUCAGUGUUGCACUUUGUUAUGCACACUUGUUUUGCAAACUUCGUUGCACUGCACACCUUAUGAGUUGUCGUUGCAUUUUCCGUUCAUGAACAUCAUGAUUUCAAUAUUCGUUGUUGGAAAUGUUGAAAUUCAUCACAGGCCCAUCCGUCUAGAAAUAGUGGUUAACUGUUGAAUUCACAUUACACUGGAGGUAAGGUAUCCUGGUUGCAGUGUCAGAUUUAGCAAAUUUUUGACUGACCAAGCUUUAUUUCUGCACUGAUAGUUAUGAUUCAUUUCACUCCAUCAACUUCACUCAACCAUUGAUCACCAUCCAAGAUUUUCUCUAACUUCGUUGUUCAUUGCAUUAGCCACCUUGUCCAAUCGCAUGAGUUUGCGUGUGUUGAUGCAUUGUGUUGCUUAAUCAUGUGUAAUAAUUCUGAAUUUCUAUCCUGCAUGAAGCUGGUAGUGGAUUGAGUUUGAUUUUGAAACUAUGCGUUGUUAAGCAAAAGCUUGAGUGAUUUUAUGGAUUUCAUGAGACAUAUAGUUCCAGAAAAUUACAUGAAUUGUGUGGGCAUAAAUAAUGAAUUCAUGAUCGAAGUUACCAAGAACUAAAUAGAUCUCAAGGCCAUCAGACUGUUAAAUAGCCAUCACUAGCCGGCUUCCACCCAUUACCAUGCCCUGUACUUAGUCACUGGCACUAGCCGGCUACCACCCGGUUACUCAUCCCUGCACCUUAGAGGCUGCUGCCCUAUGUACAUAGACAUGUAACACUGGUCACUUUAAUAAUGGAACACUGGUCACUUUAAUAAUGUUUACAUACUGUUUUACCCAUUUCAUAUGUAUUUACUGUAUUCUAGUCAAGUCCAUCCUAUUCAACUAUUGCUGUACCUAUACUAUUCUAUCCACAUAUUCUUCAGCUAUAUAGUAUAUAUAUAUAUAUAUAUAUAUAUAUACUCUGGACUCUGACAUUGCUCGUCCAAAUAGUUCUAUAUUUCUUAAUUCCAUUCUUUUACUUUUCGAUUUGUGUAUUGUUGUGGAUCAUUAAAUAUUACUGCACUGUUGGAGUUGGAACACAAGCAUUUCGCUACACCAGCAAUAACAUCUGCUAAACAUGUGUAUGCGACCAAUAAAAUGUGAUUUGAUUUGAUUUUGACUUUGCUAUUCUACCAUUACUGUGGUUGCAUCCCAAAUGGCACCCUGCUUCCUACAUAGUGCACUACUUUUGACCACAGCCCUAUAAUGGUUGCUCCAUUCUGUUCAGGUGAGCAAGACGAAUCUGAGUGCCGGAGCUACCUGACCAAGAUCAAGGACCUGUGUCUGAAGCUGGAGGGCUGUGAGACUCGCACCGUCGCACGUCUGCGACAGCCCAUGGACAAGGAGCCGCUCAAGGCUUGUGCCCAGAGGACCGCUGAGCAGAAGGUACUGCAGUGACAUCACCCCUCAGUGACAUUGUUUAGUUUAGUUUAUUAGGAUCCCCAUUAGCUGUUGCACAUACUGCAGCUAGUCUUCCUGGGGUCCACACAAAAUACAAAAUACAUGACAAAGUACAUACGUUACAGACAAGAACAACACAAAGACAAUACUACAUUAAAUUAUAGGGGCACCUUGGGAGUUUUAGGGCACUUCACUAUGGGUCUAACGGCAAUGGAGGAAGAGAUAUUUGCUGUUUUAGCUGUUUCUCAACCAAGACAGAAAAAAUCAGUAUGUAUGUAAUUUAGACUCAGCGGUGGCCAGGCCACUGGUAAAUGGUUACCGUAAAUCACACAUCCAAUCCCAAAGUAAACAGAGUUAAUGGUAGAUCUGUAAUGAAUUGUGAGCCCAAAUUAGAUAACAUGCCUAUUUGAAACAGAGCCAGGCCAAAUUCAACAUGGGGUUAUUGUUUAGGAAACUAUUUAAAGUUCCCUUGAGUCAAGUAAAUUAAGUUAUACAGUAGAAGGGACAAACUAAAAUUUUUAGAUCAGACAUGCUGUUUAGUAUGCUCCAUCUGCUCGUUUCUCAUCGUAAGAAGUUUCAGAAGACCUUUGUAUCCCUAUUUCACUUUACAGUAUGUUGCUGGCUGGCUUGUUAGCAACUCCAUGAAAAAAAGACUGCUUGGAUGCACAGGUGGAAUAGCCAGUUAUGGUUCAUUAUUCCCUUUUCUGCCCAUAGAAUGUCCAGUCAGAGUUGGAGGGCUUGAAGAAAGACCUGACCAAUGUGGCUGAGAAGACAGAGGAGGUGCUGGCAUCGCCUCAGCAGUCCAGCUCCGCCACCGUACUGCGCUCUGAGCUGGAUGUUACGCUGAAGAAGAUGGAGCACAUCUACACCCUGUCCUCCGUGUACCUGGACAAGUGAGUUCCUGGCUGACUCUGAUUGUUACAACAUGCAUAUCAAAACCAUAGGACCAAUAAGUAACAUCUUCAAUCUAAAUAGUAGAUCUGAAUCAUGUUACACACACAGCUAACACUAUACACCACUCCUUGUUUAGACUGAAGACCAUCGACAUAGUGAUCCGCAGCACAAAGGGAGCAGAAGACACCCUCAAAAAGUAUGAAGCCCAUUUACGAGACGUCAACAAGAUGCCAACAGACGAAAAAGCGGUGGAGAACUACUGCACCCAGCUAAAGGUACAGUAUCUCUGUUAGAAUUAACUGCAUUGUAUCCGUUGGUGUGUAGACAAUGCUUUUAUAUGGACUGGUUAUCAGACAGUAACUUAGUGAUUUCUAUGCAUUUGUAGUGAUCUCCCUCUCUUUCUUGCUGUCUCUCUAUCUCUCUCGUUCUCUCUCUCUCUCCUUCUGUCUCUAUUGCUCUUUCUCUAUCUCUCGUUCUCUUUCUUGCUUACUCUCUUUUUCUCUCUCUCUCUCUUUCUCUCCCUCUUUCUCUCUGGUAGACAAUGCGUGGUGAGGCAGAGGAUGACCAGAAGACGUUCGACAAUCUCCAGGAGGAACUGAAGAAGGUGGUGGCCGUGAAUGAGCGGAUUACACGGGUCCACAGCGAGCACGACACCGAGCUGGAACACUAUCGCCAACUAGUGUCCGGGCUAGAGGAGCGCUGGCAGGCCAUGUUUGCCCAGAUAGACCUGCGCCAACAGGAGCUGGAUUUGCUGGGGAGGCAGAUGCGCGCCUACCACGAGAGCUAUGACUGGCUCAUCAGAUGGCUUGGUGAUGCCAAGGAGAGGCAGGAAAAGAUCCAGGCCGUGCCCAUCGGCGACAGCAAGGCCCUUAAGCAACAGUUGGCACAGGAGAAGGUACUGUACAACUAAUAAUAAUAAUUAUCGAUUGGAUUUAUAUAGCACUUUUCUACCAAGAUGCUCAAAGUGCUUUACAUAGUAAGGGGAAACUCACCUCAUCUACCACCAAUGUGAGGCACCCAGGACAAGGUAGCAAGAGGCUUCCAUUACAAAUAGGGGAGAUGAAGCUUCUUAGCUCGAUGAUGGACUAUAAUGUUACGUUAUUUACAUCAUUUAGAAGACGCUCUUAUCCAGAGCGACUUACAGUUAGUGAGUGCAUACAUUUUUCAUAUUUUUUUUUUCAUACUGGCCCCCUGUGGGAAUCGAACCCACAACCCUGGCGUUGCAAGCGCCAUGCUCUACCAACUGAGCUACACGUUAUCAAGACAGUCAGUGUUACAAUCUUUUAUCAUUGCAGAAACUCCUAGAAGAGAUCGAGAAGAACAAAGAUAAGGUUGAGGAGUGUCAAAAACAUGCAAGGGCAUAUAUUGAUGCAGUCAAGGUGCGUAUGCAAAUCAGAUGUCACUUAAAUAAGAUGAUGCAUAUGGAGAUUUGUUGCGUUAGUAAAAUUAUUGUAUUAUGUCUAUGACAUAUUAUGUCCAUGUGUUUUCCCCAGGACUAUGAGCUUCAGGUGGUGACGUACAAAGCUCUGGUGGAGCCCCUGGCUUCGCCCCUUAAGAAAACCAAAAUGGAGUGUGCAUCUGACAAUAUAAUCCAAGAGGUAGGUCAUAUAGACAUGAUGAGGAAUUUAGACAUGAUGAGGAAUUUAGAUGAGGAACAGCUACAGUAGCUUUAAAGUUGUUAACAAUUAUAUGGGAUUACUAAACAUCUGGAAUUGUCUUUCAGUAUGUGACUCUGAGAACCCGCUUCAGUGAGCUGAUGACUCUGACCAGCCAAUACAUCAAGUUUAUCACGGAGACACAGAGCCGCCUUGAGGACGAGGAGGUAAUUGAGGGACACAUUGAAGACAGGCAGCAGCUCCCUGCUCCCGACAACUUUAAUUAAACCCACUAACCAUAAUAACAAUAGCCUGGUGCAAGAUCUCUUUGUGCGCACAUGUCAACUCUUUUCCAUGCCAAACAUCUUGUUUGGCAUGUCAAGGAGUGGCAUGAUGGCAGAAACAGACUUGUAUACCCAGACUAUAACAACAGUUACUAUAAAACUCUCUUUAGGGAUUAAUGUAUGGAAAAUCAUAUACAGUACCAGUCAAAAGUUUGGACACAACUACUCAUUCCAGGGUUUUUCUUUAUUUUUUACUAUUUUCUACAUUGUAGAAUAACAGUGAAGACAUCAACACUAUGAAAUAACACAUAUGGAAUCAUGUAGUAACCAAAAAAGUGUUAAACAAAUCAAAAUAUAUUUGAGAUUUUAGAUUCUUCAAAGUAGCCACCCUUUGCCUUGAUGACAGCUUUGCACACUCUUGGCAUUCUCUCAACCAGCUUCAUAAGUUAGUCACCUGGAAUGCAUUUCAAUGAACAGGUGUGCCUUGUUAAAAGUUAAUUUGUAGAAUUUCUUUCCUUAAUGUGUUUGAGCCAAUCAGUUGUGUUGUGACAAGUUAGGGGUGGUAUACGGAAGAUAGCCCUAUUUGGUAAAAUACCAAGUCCAUAUUAUGGCAAGAACAGCACAAAUAAGCAAAGAGAAAUGACAGUCCAUCAUUACUUUAAGACAUGAAGGUCAGUCAAUAUUGAACAUGUUCUUCAAGUGCAGUCGCAAAAACCAUCAAGCGCUAUGAUGAAACUGGCUCUCAUGAGGACCGCCACAGGAAAGGAAGACCCAGAGUUACCUCUGCUGCAGAGGAUAAAUUCAUUAGAGUUACCAGCCUCAGAUUGCAGCCCAAAUAAAUGCUUCACAGAGUUCAAGUAACAGACACAUCUCAACAUCAACUGUUCAGAGGAGACUGCGUGAAUCAGGCCUUCAUGGUUGAAUUGCUGCAAAGAAACCACUAAUAAAGGACACCAAUAAUAAGAAGAGACUUGCUUGGGCCAAGAAACACGAGCAAUGGACAUUAGACCGGUGGAAAGCUGUCCUUCGGUCUGAUGAGUCCAAAUGUGAGAUUUUAGGUGCCAACCGCUGUGUCUUUAUGAGACGCAGAGUAGGUGAAUGGAUUAUCUCUGCAUGUGUGGUUCCCACCGUGAAGCAUGGAGGAGGAGGUGUGAUGGUGUGGGGGUGCUUUGCUGGUGACACUGUUGGUGAUUUAUUUAGAAUUCAAGGCACACUUAACCAGCAUGGCUACCACAGCAUUCUGCAGCGAUACGCCAUCCCAUCUGGUUUGUGCUUAGUGGGACUAUCAUUUGUUUUUCAACAGGACAAUGACCCAACACACCUCCAGGCUGUGUAAGGGCUAUUUGACCAAGAAGGAGUGUGAUGGAGUGCUGCAUCAGAUGACCUGGCCUCCACAAUCACCAGACCUCAACCCAAUUGAGAUGGUUUGGGAUGAGUUGGACCGCAGAGUGAAGGAAAAGCAGCCAACAAGUGCUCAGCAUAUGUGGGAACUCCUUCAAGACUGUUGGAAAAUCAUUCCUCAUGAAGCUGGUUGAGAGAAUGCCAAGAGUGUGCAAAUCUGUCAUCAAGGCAAAGGGUGGCUACUUUGAAGAAUCUAAAAUGUAUUUGGAUUUGUUUAACACUUUUUUGGUUACUAUAUGAUUCCAUAUGUGUUAUUUCAUAGUUUUGAUGUCUUCACUAUUAUUCUACAAUGUAGAAAAUAGUAAAAAUAAAGAAAAACAAUUGAAUGAGUAGGUGUGUCCAAACUUUUGACUGGUACUGUAUGUCCUUAUGUCAGUAUAUAUGGUUUCAGAAUGUUGGCAUUUUUAAAAGAGUCUGGGACUUUUUGGAAAGGGUUCAAAAUAUUUUUAGCUGAUGGGGCUAUGAGGAAAUUAAUUAGUUUUUGUAUAGGUCAGCGCAGUAUGGAAAGUGUUGAGUAAUUUCAAAUGCUGGUGCUGCGGCACAUCCCAUUCACUAAUAGUAUCUGUCUCUCAUUCCCCCUAUACUGUGGUGCAUGGAUGUGUAAUCAGUCUCUAAAUUACACUUGCAAGUUAGUUUUGCUACAGUAUCCCCUCAAGUCUGAAGCAAACAUCAGGCUCCCCAUUCAAUUCAACCCCAGUCUUUUUUUAGAAUAGCCUUUUCUUCUGCAAUUUAAUUUGUUAUUUCACCCUUGAAACAAAAUAUUUCUGCACACUCCUUUUUCUCUGAUCUGGUGAUUAGGUCGCUGCAGUCUGACUAAUACCACCUCAGAAUUAUUCUUUCAAAUGACCAGUUUUGUUUCCCCCUUUCUUUUCUAACCUUGCCAGUGCUUUGUCAUGAUGAAUAUUAAUCAUGUUUGGGCGCUUAAGAUGUGAAUAAUCCACAAAGCACCAGGUAUUUGAAUAAAUCCCCUCUCCACAUAUCACUCCUCUUAUAUCAUUAGUCUUCUACAAUUUAUCCCUGUUAUCAUUAGGCAUCUGUGUUUCAUUCACACCAGUGAACCAACAUGACAUUAACAUUCAAAGAUACAACCACAUUUUUGGACCUUGUCUAAGUGUAAAGUUCCACAUUAUCUUGCAUAACAUAAGGAUUAGAUUCUGCACUUCAAUUAUUUUGUCUCAUAGCCUUGAUUACAUAGUCAUUUUGUGGUGCCUUUUGUUUUGUGAGUCCCAUGCUUUAUUUGCUGCAUCACUAAGCUAUUAUCUCUAAGGUACAGUAAUUGGGAUUGACUUGCUUACAUACAGUAGAGCUUUGACAUUUUACGAACUUCUGUACAUGGCUGUAUACUGUAGGUGCUCAGAAUUUUGCCUAAAAAUAGAAAAGUUCUGAUCAACUCAAUCUAAGCAUACCCUCUAUGGGUAAUACAUUUUGCAUGCUCUUUGCAAAUUAUUAUUUUUCUGCUUCUGUCCUUUCAAGUUUAUUUCCAAUUUUAAAACAUGAUGGAUUUCAUUUGUAAAAGGUAAAACGUAAUACAAUCUUAGUCCAAGGUAAAGUUGAAGAGUAGUAACCAAGUCAGUACAUUGAAAAGUGUUAUUUGAUUGAUUCUUAUUUGAUCUUAGUAAUGAAAGAUGAAAUGGUUACUUCAAAAGACCCAAGGAAAAAUACCUCGUUGGCAUGAUACCAUUCAAGUUCCCAUAGUGUUGUGUUGUGAAGUAAUGUCUCAUUAUGUGUGCCAUACAUUAAGUAAAUGUGACAAGACAUUCGUGAUUAUUUUCCCAAAGCAAAUAACAAACAUUUCUCUCCCUAGAUAACAAAUAUUUAUUCAUUUGAAGUAACGUUUUGUUCAUGUAUUUACAUCUACAGUGGGGUCCGAAAUUAUUGACACCCUUGAUAAAGAUGAGCAGAAAUGACUGUAUAAAAUACGUAAUUCAAGUACUGAUUUAUAUUGUAUGUUCAAAAACAUUGGAACUUUUUUAGCAUACAAUAUAGGUCAGUAUUUGAAUUAUUUAUUAUAAGUCAGUUUUGCUCAUCUUUAUCAAGGGUGUCAAUAAUUUCAGACCCUACUGUAUGUGUACCUACAUGUACUUAAACGUUUUACUUUGUUUGAGUACUUCAAUCAACUCAAACAUUUAUAUUCUAACACUGUAAUACUUAACAUUGUUUUUCCCUUUACUGUUUGCUUCCACUAAUACAGAAAGCUACUGAAAUACUAAAGAAGGAGGAGAGAAAAAAGUUGUCUGAGAUGCAGGCUGAAUUAGACAAACAAAGACAGUUAGCUGAGGCACACGCAAAAGCUAUCGCUAAAGCGGAACAAGAAGCCCAAGAGCUGAAGGUGAAAAUGAAAGAAGAGGUCAGCAGGAGGGAAGUUGUGAAAGUGGAUUCUGAGAAACAGAAGCACAACAUACAGCAGGAGCUGCACGAACUCAAGAACCUGUCAGAGCAAGAGAUCCAAACCAAGAGCCAGCAGGUUGAGGAGGCACUGUAUAGUCGCACCAAGAUAGAAGAGGAGAUCCACAUCAUCAGAAUCCAAUUAGAGACUACCAUAAAGCAGAAGGCCACAGCUGAGGCCCAACUUCAGCAGCUCAGGGACAUGGCUGUCGAGGCUGAGAGACUGAGGAAAGUUGCUCAGGAGGAGGCAGAGAAGCUUCGCAAGCAGGUGAAUGAAGAGACUCAGAAAAAGCGCAACGCAGAGGAGGAGCUGAAACACAAAGCAGAGGCAGAACAAGAGGCUGCCAAGCAAAAGCAGAAGGCCCUGGAUGAGUUGCAGAAGUUCAAGAUGCAAGCUGAAGAGGCAGAGAGGCGCAUGAAACAGGCAGAGGAGGAGAAGCAGCGGCAGGUCAUGGUUGCAGAGGAGGUGGCACAGAAGAGUGCCGCCACCGAGCUGCAAACCAAACGCAUGUCAUUUAACGAGAAGGCAGUAAAGCUUGAGGAAUCACUGAAACAAGAACAGGACACUGUUAUUCAGUUGCAGGAACAGGCAGAGCGCCUCAAGAAGCAACAAGAGGAAGCCAACAAAGCCAGGGAGGAAGCAGAGAAGGAGCUUGAGAAGUGGAGGCAGAAAGCCAACGAGGCACUCCGUUUGAGACUCCAGGCUGAGGAAGAAGCCCACAAGAAGAGCCAGGCUCAGGAGGAAGCAGAGAAACAGAAAGAGAAAGCUGAGCGAGAGGCAAAGAAAAGGGCUAAGGCUGAAGAGGCUGCUCUUAAGCAAAAGGAAAUGGCAGAGAAGGAGCUGGAGAAACAGAGGAAAUUGGCAGAGGGAACAGCCCAGCAGAAACUCUCUGCAGAGCAAGAGCUAAUUCGCCUAAGGGCUGACUUUGACCAUGGUAAGCAACAGAGGUCUCUAUUGGAUGAAGAGCUCCAGCGCCUGAAAAAUGAGGUGAAUGCUGCAGUAAAACAAAGGAAACAGCUAGAAGAUGAACUGGCCAAAGUGAGAUGUGAAAUGGAAGUUCUUCUUCAGAUGAAGUCCAAAGCUGAGAAAGAGACCAUGUCUACAACAGAGAAAAGCAGAAAUCUCCUUGAGUCUGAGGCAUCGAAAAUGAGGCAACUAGCUGAAGAGGCGACUAAGCUGAGAUCAAUUGCUGAAGACGCAAAGAAGCAGAGGCAGGUAGCAGAGGAUGAGGCGGCUCGGCAAAGAGGAGAGGCUGAGUUGAUACUCAAGGAAAAACUGGCAGCCAUUAAUGAAGCAACCUGCCUGAAAACUGAAGCUGAGAUUGCCCUGAAGGAUAAAGAGGCAGAAAAUGAGCGACUUAGGAGAAAAGCCGAAGAUGAGGCUUAUCAGAGAAAGGUCCUAGAAGACCAAGCAAAACAGCACAAGCAAGACAUUGAUGAAAAGAUCACCCAGCUUAAGAAUACUUCUGAUUCUGAAUUGGAGAGGCAGAAGAAGAUUGUAGAGGAAACUCUUAAGCAGAGGAGGGUGGUUGAAGAGGAGAUUCGCAUACUAAAACUAAACUUUGAGGAGGCAUCAACAGGCAAGUUGGAUCUUGAGUUGGAGUUGAACAAGCUUAAAGGCAUUGCAGAUGAGACACAUAAGAACAAAGUCAAGGCUGAGGAAGAAGCAGAGAAACUCAGAAAGCUUGCUUUAGAGGAGGAGAACAAAAGGAAGCAAGCUGAAGAGAAAGUUAAAAAGAUCACUGCUGCAGAGGAAGAGGCAGCGCGACAAUGCCAGGCAGCUCAGAAAGAAGUUGAGCGCCUCAAAGAGAUUGCUGCCGAUGCUAACAAGCAAAAGGAGGAUGCUGACAAAGAAACAGAGAAACAGAUUAGUCUAGCCAAAGAGGCUGCACAGAAAUGUAGUGCUGCAGAAAAGAGAGCACAGGCUGUUCUGGUCAAGCAGAAAGAGGACAAUCUUUUCCAGGGCAAGCUCAAAGAGGAGUUUGACAAGGCUAAGAAACUUGUACAAGAAGCUGAGAAGGCCAAGGAGAAAGCUGAGAAAGAGGCUGCUUUACUCCGUCAAAAAGCAGAGGAUGCUGAGAAGCAGAAGAAAGCAGCUGAAUCUGAGGCUGCCAAACAGGCCAAGGCUCAGGGGGAUGCUGAGAGACUGAGGAUGGAAGCAGAGCAGGAGGCUGCAAAGCGAGCAGAAGCUGAGGCUGCUGCUCUGAAACAGAAACAGCAGGCUGACGCAGAGAUGGCCAAGCACAAAAAGCUAGCUGAACAAACAGUGAAGCAGAAGACACAAGUUGAGCAGGAGCUGACAAAGGUGAAACUGCGACUGGAUGAGACCGAUAAGCAAAAAUCUGUUUUGGAUGAAGAGCUUCAGCGCCAGAAGGAUGAAGUUAGCAAUGCUGUCAAGCAGAAAGCUCAAGUGGAGGAUGAGCUAUUUAAGGUCAAGGUCCAGAUGGAGGAGCUGGUCAAACUUAAGCUUAGAAUUGAGAAUGAGAACCAGCGUCUCAUGAGUAAAGAUAAAGAUAAUACUCAGACAUUCCUGGAAGAGGAAGCUGAGAACUUGAAGAAGUUGGCGGAGGAUGCUGCCAGGCUAAGCUUAGAAGCUAAGGAGGCUGCCCGAGAGAGACAGAUUACAGAGUCCGAGCUUGCAGAACAGAGGGCUCUUGCUGACAAAAUGCUGAAGGAGAAAAUGCAAGCUAUCCAAGAAGCAACUAAACUGAAAGCUGAGGCAGAGAAUCUCCAGAAACAAAAGGACAAGGCUCAGGAGCAGGCCCAAAAACUGCUGGAGGACAAGCAGCAGAUGCAGCAGCGUUUUGAGGAGGAGACAGAGGGCUUCCAAAAAUCCCUAGAGGCUGAACGCAAGAGGCAGCAUGAAGCUACGGCGGAGGCAGAGAAAUUGAAGCUAAGGGUGACACAGCUCAGUGAUGCUCAGUCUAAAGCAGAGGAAGAGGCCAAGAAAUUCAAGAAACAAGCAGAUGAGAUCAGGGUUCGUCUCCAAGAGAAAGAGAAACACGCUUCAGAAAAAGUCCUUAUAGAGAAACUGGAGGUGCAGAGAUUACAGAGCAGCAAAGAGUCUGAUGACCUACGCAAAGCCAUAGCUGACCUUGAGAAAGAAAAGGAGAAAUUACAAAAAGAGGCUGCAGAUUUACAGAAUAAGUCUAAAGAGGUAUUGUGGAAUGUGAAAUAAUCUUGUGAAAUAAUAAGUGAAAACCCUUUUGCAAAUAUCCAUAACCUUCUCAAAAACACUAACACAUAAAGGAGGUCCAAAUGUACUAUUCAUGUGAAUUGCAGAGACUGUCAACAAUACUAAGUGUCCAGCAAUUUCUCAUGAAUGACCAAAUGUUGCUGCAUUUCGUAAAUUCAAUUAUGUUUUCUAGCAUUUCAAAAUGAAACCGAUUUCGAAUACAUUUCCAUUCAUAGAAUACAGAAUACAAUUAUAUGCUGUAUAUACGAUACCAUUUAUAUAUAAAUAUAUGUAUUAUAUUAUUUAGCAGUUAUAAUCAGUGUAAUAGACCAUGUGCAAAAAGUUUGUUUGGAGUUGUAUUAAUUUUCUCUUAAUUUCUUUCCUAAUUAGAUGGCCAAUGCCCAACAGGAACAAAUUAAAAAGGAAAAGACUGUUCUUGAGCAGACUUUCCUGACAGAAAAACAAAUGUUGUUGAAAAAAGAAAAGCUCAUUGAGGAAGAGAAAAAUAAGCUUGAGAAACAGUUUGAGGAUGAGGUUAAGAAGGCCAAAGACCUCAAAGAUGAGCAGGAUCGUCAAAGGAAGCAGAUGGAACAGGAGAAGAAGAAACUCCACGCUACCAUGGAUGCCGCUGUGAAAAAGCAGAAGGAUGCUGAGGAGGAGAUGUGCAACAAGCAGAAAGAGAUGCAGGAUCUUGAAAAGAAAAGGCUUGAACAAGAGAAAUUGUUGGGAGAGGAGAAUGAAAAGCUUCGAGAGAAGCUGCAGCAACUUUCUACACUAAGAAAAUCUGCAACAUCCCACACUAAAGAAAUGGAGAUGCAAACUGAUGAGGUCCCUGAAGAUCAGCUAAUUGCAAUGACAAUGGUGGGAACUACAAAUAAAGUAUUUGAUGGGUCUGCAGUAGUAGAUGGUGAGAAGAAAAACGAAGAAUCACUAUUUGCUUUUGAUGGGAUUAGGGAGAAGGUUCCUGCCAGCAGGCUCCAUGACAUUGGUAUACUGAACAAGAAGGACUUUGAUAAGCUGAAAAAAGGCAAAACCACAGUGAAAGACCUGAGCAAGACUGAGAAAGUAAAAACAUGUCUCAAAGGCAAGAAUAGUGUUGGCGGAGUCUUGACUCCAGCCAAGCAAAAAAUGAGUGUGUAUCAGGCCAUGAAAGAGAAUAAACUUUCUCCUGGUGCUGCCAUAAUGCUUCUUGAAGCUCAGGCAGCAUCUGGGUACAUCAUCGAUCCAGUGAAAAACAGAAUGCUCACUGUGGAUGAAGCUGUAAAGGAGGAAUUAAUAGGUCCAGAACUCCAUAACAAAAUUCUUUCUGCAGAAAAAGCAGCUACUGGUUACAAAGAUCCUUAUACUGGAGACAAAAUCUCACUCUUUGAGGCCAUGAAAAAAGGUCUGGUUGAACAAGACCAGGCCGUUAGACUUCUGGAUGCUCAGAUUGCAACUGGUGGAAUAAUUGACCCUGUCAAUAGUCACCGUGUACCUCUCCAGACAGCCUAUAAGCAGGGCCAAUUGGAUGCUGAGAUGAACAAAACUCUAUCAAACCCUACUGAUGACUCAAAGUUAUUCAUUGACCCAAGCACCCAGGAGAGCCUCACUUAUCAGAAACUAUUGGAGAAAUGCACCCCAGAUGCAGAGACAGGCCUACUUAUGUUACCAAUCACAGAGAAAGCUACACAAAGUGACAAGACCUAUACAACGGAAGAAACUAAAGAUGUACUCACUAAAGCAAAUAUCUCUGUACCAUUUGGAAGAUUCCAAGGAAAGACUGUGACCAUUUGGGAAAUCAUUAACUCAGAGUAUUUCACAGAGGCACAGAGGAAGGAUCUGAUUCGUCAGUACAAGACCGGAAAAAUUACUGUGGAAAAAAUUAUCAAAAUUGUAAUUAGUGUCGUGGAAGACAAAGAGAAGAGGAAUGAAAUUGUGUUUGACGGUCUGAGGAUUCCUGUCACUGCAGCUGAACUUCUAGAAUCUAAGAUCCUCAAUAAAGACCUGUUCAACAAAUUGCAUAAUGGCAAAACAACUGUCAAAGAAAUCUCUGAGAUGGAGCCUGUUAAGAAAGCCUUAAGAGGAACACAUAGCAUUGCUGGAGUGAUCAUUGAGUCAACAAAGGAGAAAAUACCAUUCUAUCAAGCUGUAAAGAAACAGAUGCUCUCUCCCGAGACUGCAUUGACUCUUCUUGAGGCUCAAGCUGGGACUGGAUUUGUAAUUGACCCUGUCAAAAAUCAGAAGCUCACUGUGGAUGAAGCUGUUAGAUCAGGUCUUGUUGGCCCAGAGAUGCAUGAAAAACUUCUGUCUGCAGAGAGAGCUGUUAAUGGGUACAAAGAUCCCUACACUGGAAAGAAUAUAUCCCUAUUUGAGGCAAUGUUGAAAGACCUUAUUAAGAAUGACCAUGGUAUCCGUCUGCUAGAGGCUCAGCUUGCAACUGGAGGCAUAAUUGAUCCAGUCAAAAGUUAUCACAUCCCACAUGAUGUUGCCUGCAAACGUGGAUAUUUUGACGAUGAAACAAACAAGACCUUGAGCAACAACACUGAUGAAACUAAAGUCUUCUUUGAUCCUAACAUGUGGGAGAAUGCAUCUUAUGUACAACUCAUGAAAAAAUGUGUCACUGACAAAGAGACUGGUUUUCCAUUUCUUCCGCUCUCAGAGAAAGCAAUUCAAAAGUCAAAAGAGAAGCAAAAGUCAAAAGAGGAACAUCAAUACACUAAGGUCCAGAUCAAAGAUGCCCUGAACCAGGCAACUAUGGAGCUGCCGUAUGGACCUUUCAAAGGAAGGAAAGUCACUAUUUGGGAGAUCAUAAACUCUGAAUAUAUUACAGAGGAACAAAGAAUUGAGUUGAUUCGACAGUACAGAACUGGAACAGUGACUAUUGAAAGAAUGAUUACAAUCAUUGUCACAAUGGUUGAUGAAAAGGAGACCAAGAAACAGGAAAAGGAACAGGCCAGCUUUGAAGGGCUUAGGUCACCUGUCACUGCCAGCUCAUUGUUUGAAUCCAAAAUAAUUGAUAAAGCUACAUAUGAUCAACUCCAACAGGGUAAAAAGAAAGCCAAAGAAAUCAGUGACAUCGACUCAGUCAGGAAGUACUUGCAAGGAACAGAUGGACAGAUUGCAGGCAUCUAUAUGGGUGACUCAAAGGAAAAGGUUAGCAUUUAUCAAGCAAUGAAGAAGAACAUAUUGAGACAAAAUACAGGUCUUGCGUUGCUCAAGGCACAAGCAGCAACCGGUUUCAUUAUCGAUCCUGUCAAAAACCAGAGGUACACUGUGGAUGAUGCUGUGAAAGCAGGAGUUGUUGGUCCUGAGGUUCAUGAGAAACUUCUGUCAGCUGAGAAAGCAGUGACUGGUUACAGAGAUCCAUACACAGGCAACACGAUUUCCCUCUUCCAAGCCAUGAAGAAGGAGCUUGUGCUACGAGAACAUGCUAUUCCCCUGUUGGAAGCUCAGGUGGCCACAGGAGGGAUUAUUGAUCCAGUCAGCAGCCACUGUGUUCCAAAUGAUGUGGCUUUCCAACGUGGCUAUUUCAAUAAGCAGAUGGCUAAUAACUUCACUGACCCCUCAGGGGAUGUCAAAGCUUUCGUUGAUCCCAACAAUAAUGAAAGUUCCACCUACAAACAACUGCAAGAGAAAUGCAUAAGAGAUCCAGAGACCGGUCUGUGCUUCCUGCCGCUAUCAAAGGCUGAAGCUCAAAUUCCAGUGGAAAAGUCUUACAUAUACACAGAAGAACAGGCACAGAUAGACUUGACUAACACUCAAGUGGAUAUCCCUCAUCAAAGCUAUGCAGGGAAGCUAAUGACCCUAUGGGAUGUCAUGGGGUCAAACCUGCUCCCUGAGGAAGAAAAGCUAAGGCUCCUGGAACAGUAUCGCUGUGGGAAAAUCACAAAGGAGAGAAUGAUCAUCAUCGUCAUUGAAAUCAUUGAACAAAGGGAGAUACUGAAAGGAGAGCAGAGCAUGUCCUGUGAUGUGAUCAGACGAAGAGUCACUAUUGAGGAGCUCUACAGUUCUCGCAUUAUCGACCUUCAAACAUACAACAUGUUGAAGCAAGAGAAGAAGACUAUCCGUGAGGUAAUGGAAAUGCCGUCUGUAAAGCAGUAUUUGUUUGGCACUGGUAGUAUUGCUGGAAUCUUCUCAGACUCCCCCUCUAAGGUCAGUAUUUACCAGGCCAUGAAGAGAGGUCUCAUUAAGCCUGAUUUUGCUCUCAGUCUCCUGGAGGCCCAAGCGGCAACAGGAUUCAUCAUUGACCCUGUGAAAGAAGAAUUGUUAACAGUUGACGAAGCUGUGCGCAAAGGGCUAGUCGGCCCUGAAAUCCAUGACAAACUUCUCUCUGCCGAGAGGGCAGUCACUGGCUACAAGGAUCCUUACAGUGGAAAAGUAAUCUCUCUCUUCCAAGCGAUGAAAAAAUACCUUGUUCCUGAGGACUAUGCCUUGAGGCUUCUUGAAGCCCAGGCUUCCACUGGGGGCCUUAUGGAUCCAGAAUACUACUUCCACCUUCCCACAGAUGUUGCCAUGCAACGCGGAUACAUCAAUAAGGAAACACAUGACAGGAUCACGGAUCCAAACAGUGAUGUACAAGGUUAUGUUGAUCCAACCACAGAGGAGAGACAGACCUAUGCCCAGCUGCUGAAGAGAUGCAAAGUUGAUAAAGAGAGUGGUCUGCGAUUACUUUCACUGGCAGACAGAAGGCUGCUUUUCAAGGGUCUCAGAAAGCAAAUCACCUUAGAUGAGCUGCUUCGUUCGCAGAUUAUUGACCAAAAGACAUACAAUGAUCUCAUUGAAGGCCUUAUCUCAGUAGAAGAGGUCAGCAAAGAAGUGAAGAAGUACCUUGAGGGCACAAGCUGCAUUGCCGGAGUAUAUGUAGAAUCCAGCAAAGACCGUCUGUCCAUCUACCAAGCAAUGAAGAAGAACAUGAUAAGACCCGGGACAGCCUUUGAACUUCUUGAAGCUCAAGCUGCAACAGGAUAUAUAAUUGACCCAAUAAAGAACCUGAAGCUGAAUGUCGGUGAAGCUGUUAAAAUGGGAGUCGUUGGUCCAGAGUUCAAAGACAAGCUCAUCUCUGCUGAGCGUGCUGUUACAGGCUACAGGGAUCCAUACUCUGGCAAGACCAUCUCUCUAUUCCAGGCCAUGAAAAAGGGUCUCAUUCUGAAAGACCACGGCAUUCGCCUAUUGGAAGCCCAAAUUGCCACUGGUGGGAUCAUUGAUCCAGAAGAGAGUCACCGCUUGCCAGUCGAGAUGGCCUACACACGUGGCCUGUUUGAUGAGGAGAUGAAUGGCAUUCUUACAGACCCAUCUGAUGACACUAAAGGCUUCUUUGACCCUAACACUGAGGAGAACCUCACUUACCUGCAGCUGAUGGAGCGAUGCAUGAUUGACCCAGAAACUGGACUAGCACUUUUGCUGUUGAAAGAAAAGAAACGUGAGAGGAAGACAUCCUCUAAAUCGUCUGUGCGUAAACGCAGAGUAGUCAUUGUUGACCCAGAGACAGGCAAAGAGAUGUCUGUGUAUGAGGCAUAUCGCAAAGGACUUAUUGAUCACCAGACCUACAUUGAGCUUGCAGAGCAAGAGUGUGAGUGGGAGGAGAUUACUAUCUCCUCAUCUGAUGGUGUUGUGAAGUCCAUGAUCAUUGAUAGAAGGUCUGGCCGACAGUAUGACAUUGAUGAUGCAAUCAUAAAGGGCCUCAUUGACCAGUCUGCUCUGGAUCAGUACCGUGCUGGCACUCUGUCCAUCACAGAGUUUGCAGACAUGCUGUCCGGAAACAUAAGUGGCACCAGAUCCAGGUCAUCCUCCUUUGGGUCCACGUCAUCUUACUCCAGUAGCCCCGUCCCCUCUAUCAAACCCCCAGCAACGAUAUGGAAUGACCCAACAGAAGAAACCGGCCCUGUGGCUGGAAUACUGGAUACUGACACAUUAGAGAAAGUGUCCGUCACAGAAGCCAUGCACAGAAAUCUUGUGGAUAAUAUCACAGGUCAAAGACUGCUGGAGGCUCAGGCUUGCGCUGGUGGCAUCAUUGAUCCAAACACUGGAGAGAAGUUCUCAGUUGCAGAUGCAAUGAACAUGGGACUUGUGGAUAAGAUCAUGGUUGACCGAAUCAACCUGGCACAGAAGGCCUUCAAUGGAUUUGAGGAUCCCAGAACCAAAACAAAAAUGUCUGCUGCACAAGCAUUAAAAAAAGGGUGGUUGUACUAUGAGGCUGGUCAGAGAUUCCUGGAAGUACAAUAUCUAACUGGUGGUUUGAUCGAACCAGAGGUCACUGGCAGAGUUCCACUAGAUGUUGCUGUCAACAAGGGCACCCUAGAUGCACGUACUGCACAAAAGCUACGAGAUGUCAGUGGAUACUCCAAAUACCUCACCUGCCCCAAGACAAAGCUUAAGAUCUCAUACAAGGAUGCCAUGGAUAGAAGCAUGAUUGAGGAGGGUUCUGGUCUGCGUCUGUUGGAAGCCUCUUCUCAAUCAAGUAAAGGCCUUUACAGUCCCUACAGUGUUAGCGGUUCUGGGUCAGCAUCCGGUUCCCGGCCCGACUCAAGAACUGGCUCCAGGUCAGGCUCCAGACGAGGGAGCUUUGAUGCCACAGGCUCUGGUUUCUCCACUAACUUUUCCUCCUCCUCCUUCACAUCGACGAGCUAUGGGCGCAGAUAUGAUGCAGGAUCACACAGCGGACUUAGCAUGGAUGAGCUAGCACAGGCCCUGACAUCAUUAGCAAUGGGCAGGAACUGCAGUUCUAAAGAGAGAAUUUUCACCACAAUACAACCCAAUUACUCACCAGUUGCCUAA